GAAGAUACCGCAACCGAUGCAGCGGAAUUGGCUGAAGUUUCACCUGUUGCUGCACAAACCGUAACUUCUUCACCCGAGGAUUUCGUUACAAGUAACACCGCUUUGGAUGCGGAUAAUCUGACUCCGAGGUCUCAGGACUUGGAAUCGGUGACUUCUUGCAACACUGACUUGCUUCUACACGCCGACCCAGUGUUUGGUGUGGUGGGUAACUGGCCACCGAAAGCACAGCAGAAAAUUGAAGUGGCUGUGUCUCAGAAUAAUGCGGGAAGUUCGGAUUUGUCGGUUCCGAAUGCCCAGCCUUCACGGAAAAUAACAGUGAGUCAUAUAAACUCUGGAGACGCAAGUGAAAACGGUCAUGGUUGGCGCGCAUUUCGUGUUGAUAAAAUGAGCGUUCGAACUGAAGAGAGAGUCGACCAAGUACGAGUUGUGCAGACGAGGACGAAAAAGGAGAAACCGUUAGAGGUCGACCUUGAGCAAGGAGAGAAAGACACAAAUGAUGGGAAAUUUUAUCGGAAUUUCGUAAAACUGUCGGUCUCGGAGUCAAGCGAGGACAUGGACGGUCUGUCAAAGAAAACGAAUCCACUUCGAACCAACGUUGGCGACCAGUUCUCUGUUACGGUGUCGCAGAAACGCACGAAGAGUAAAUUCGACAAAACAAUUUCGCCAAAACGAAUGCGAAGCUUCGGCCGACUUCGCGAUCGUUUUUUCCCGAAGAAAAAAGAAAAGAAAAUCGGAGGAAAAAUCACUUUGAGCAAAAUGAACCAAACGACCUGUCACCCCAGUGGGAAAGAUGUUUCCACUUACGCCAACAUCCCAAACUCCCAGAUGCAGAAUGAGAACAUCCACUCCAGGAGCAUUUCUCUUCUCUCCUCUUCUUCCUCAGUAUGGGAUACUGACUGCUUAGUUGCUGCUGAUGCUGUUUCGUGUACUGUACCUCCUGUUCUUGCUCACCACGCUAGAGGGCGCCCCGAGGACGACAGCAGUGAAGUAACGGACGACCUCUUGACACGUGACCCGUUUACAGGCAUCCGAAAUAAAAACUUAAAAGCCAAACUUUUAAAACCAGUGCGAAUUAAAGCAGUCUCGGUUAAAGGAUCGCCAGAACGUAGUCCAAGAUCCACAAGUCCACGAAAGAAAACCCGUUCUGCUGGUGUGUCGAAGUCGUCAGACCUCUCGUUUUCACCACGAUCAAGACAGAAGUUAUUUGAUGUUCGAUCUUCGCCACGAACCCGAAAUAAAUCGCCAAAGAAGUCGUUUCAUCACUUCAGGGGAAUCUCGUCAAACCUUCAAUCCUCUCAUGACACCCACGACUAUUCUUCCGGAGAUUCAACGAUCGAGGCUUCUUCCGAUACAGCUUCAACCGUUGUGAGCGCGAAUUUCUACCGGGAAAAAUCAAAAACCGUACGUCCGUUUCAUCAAGCCAAAACAUCGUCACGUAGUUUAUCUUUUCCCACCACGAAGGCAAGAAUGUCGAACGCAGAACAAACGAUGUCGGUUUCCCCACAGUUCGUCCAACCUCUGCAAGGCAUUAUUGCCGUGGAGGGCGGAUCUGCGACGUUUGAAGCCAUUGUGGCAGGUUCACCGAGACCAGAAGUGCGCUGGUUCCACGGCGGGGAAGAUGUGACCGGUUCGUUGAAUUACGAGAUAUCGUAUUCAAUGGACGGAAGAGCGUCCUUACAUAUAAACGAGGUGUUUGAUGAAGACGCGGGACAUUUCACGUGCCAGGUGUCCAAUGAUUAUGGGAAAGCUUCCAGUAUGGCGGAGCUGGUGGUCGAAACCACCACUGUUCCCCCUGAUUUUACUGAAAGAUUGUCCAACGUUGAAGCGAACCAACGCGAAACUGUGAGGUUCGUUGUCCAGGCAACGGGAGUCCCCACACCACGAGUCAAGUGGUACCGAGAGGGAGCGGAGAUUCGCAAUUCCAACGACUUUCAGAUCCGAUGCGAGGGCGAUCUGUUCAGUCUGACGAUUGCGGAAGUUUAUGAAGAAGACACAGGGAGGUUCACGGUCACUGCUGCGAACCAAGGAGGCAAAGCGACCUCUACUGCUGUUCUUACAGUGACAGGAGACGGAUCCAUCAAAAGUGGGCGAACCGAUGAAGAUUCGGAACGUCGUAUGAUGAUGAUGACGCAUGGCGAGGACGUGUCGGCGCAUCAAACGUAUCAACAUAACAUGCAAAGAAGCGCCUUUGUUAAGGGCGAACGGACUUUUUCAAACUCACCGGAUAAGAAAUCGACACGAACCGAGACACAGCAUUCCUCUAUGCAGUCAGCUAGUUCGAAAAUGACAGGGAAAUCUAUUUUGAAACAAAGGCACCAAAGCCCAUCGCCGAUUAGAAGCGUGCGCAUGAGCCCGCCUGUGCUACGAACGACUACAACUACAACUCAUCGGGAACAAUCAUCUUCGCCUAUGUCACGCGUACAUAGUGUAAAGGCGCCUUCACCAUCUAGGAAACAGGACAAAGAAUCAACACACGAAGUGCAAGCACCUUGGAAAUCAGGACCGCCCGCUUUGAACGUGCAUGAUUCUGCAAAAUCAGAAGAACUAUCACAGCCUGGAACUUUACGAGAGGUAAUGACUUCCGAUGUUACAAUGGAAAGUGAACAACACAUACAGGAAUCGAAGUCUAGACAAAGCACAGAAUAUUAUAUGGAGGAAUUACAAGAAACAUCAUACACCGCUACUGCUGUACGCGAAAGCGCGUCGGUUCACCAACAGUCAGUGACCUCAGUCAGACAGGACAAUUUAUCAAUGACAUCAUCAUUACGUCACGAAAAUGUGGCUACGUCACUCAUUUCGUCAUCCACAUCGUCAUUGUCGUCAUCAGACAAGCCACCAGCAGCAAAGCGACCUUACGUCGCACCUGUUCAACAAGUUGGUAGCUUGCCUUCUUCAGUAAGUCACUGCGGAGAAGUUAAACCGAUCGCUGGCGUUCAUAAAGUCACACCCCCAUCGCCCAUGGUCCAUAGGACUUCAUCACAACAAACAAUUUAUCGGGACCUUGCCGCUUUCCCGCCAUUUAUCAAAUCCGGGAUGAAGGAUCUUCACGUACAAGAAGGCGAUAUGACGAAACUAGAAUGCGAGAUUAUGGGAAACCCUGUACCAGAUGUUAUGUGGUACAGAGAAGGAGCUGAAAUCAAAAGCUCUCACGAUUUUGAAAUUACUUAUGAUGGGCAAAUCACCCGCUUACUUAUAAGAGAAACUUUUGUUGAUGAUGCCGGACAUUUCACUUGCACAGCAUCGAGUGUUGCUGGUUCAACCUCGUGCACAUGUGUACUAAAUGUAACACAGCCUCAGACAAAACCUGAACGCGCCCCUUCAGCUUCGGAAACUGAACUUUCAAUGACAGAUUUUGAUGGAUUCGAAAGUACCGAGGCGGAACUUGAUUUUGUCUCCGGCGUUUCCGAAGCCGAACUUACAGAUACUGAAAUAUUUAAACCAAGUGCUGCGGCUGCAAAGCUAGUCAGCAAUGCUAUUAACGCCGGCGAGCCCGCGCCCGGGGCCACCAUGCUUUCCCCGGUCGUCGAAGAAAUGUCAACACACUCCGGAAAAGCUUCGUCAAAGAGCAUGCAGUCAGAGGGCGCUAGAGUGCCGAAUGACGUUUAUCCAAGCGGUGAGCCGCCGCAGUUCCUUAGCACGCCCGCCAGUAUGGUUAAACUGGUUGAAGGCGCUUCAGUCAAACUAGAAUGCGUCAUAUCCGGCGUACCAGAACCCAGAGUGACGUGGGCAAAGAACGGACAAAUGCUACAAUCUGGACAUCGGUUUAAAAUAAUUCAGGACAGGACCAAAAACUUGUAUUGCCUCGUCAUCGGAAUGGUUUUCGCUGAAGACAUCGGUGAAUACACGAUCUCAGCAACAAAUCAAUUCGGUUUCAUCAGUGGAUCUGUAAUGCUCAUAUCAGAAGAUCAAUACGCACGGUUUGAAGAACAAGACGCAAUUGAUCGACAAUCAGUUGAAGACCAACAACGAGGGGUAAUGGCACCUCCUUCCCAACUUCCACCCCGUGGUCGUGGGGAGUCAAGGGGUCGAGGCGUAAGACGUGUCAUCGUUUCGCCAGCUCGCUCUCCAGGCUUGAGAAAAACAAGCGCGAGUCCUGUAAAACGACUACGAGAAACUUCAAGAUCUCCCGUCCGCACGAUGUCGCCAUCGAAGCGCUUGGAGGAAAUUGAACAACUGGAUAUUGAAAAAUAUUUCAGACCGAAAUUCUUGCGAAAACCCGAAAGCAGGGAAUGCAACGAAGGUGAAGCGACGAGGAUCGAUUGCAAAGUUACUGGACGUCCAUUACCCGAUGUUACUUUCUACAAAGAGGGCUCCCAAGUUUAUGAAGAUUAUAAUCACCGGAUUGUUGUCAAAGAAGACGGCAUCAGAUCUCUUAUCAUUUCACCUGCGCGACCAGAAGAUAGCGGCGAAUACACUGUCGUUGCAAGGAGCGCUGCUGGGAAAGCAGUCAGCACUUUAUCACUGACGGUCAUACCGCAAGAAGGAAUAGAAAGACCACGAAUCCUCGAAAAGCCACAAAGCGUGACGGUGAAGGAAGGCGACAUGGUUCGUCUUGAAGUUUUCGCUGUUGGCAGGCCCACUCCAGAAAUCGUUUGGCUCAAAGACAACGUUCUUCUCAUUCCUGAGAAACACCCAGAACUCAGAAUCGAAGGUGUUGACGGACAUGGACUUCUAACUAUCGAUCGUGCAGCGAAAGGUUUACACGAUGCAUGGUAUACUGCCACUGCUGUGAAUAAGGCUGGACGAGACUUGUCUCGAUGCAAAGUAAACGUGAACCGAAUCGAAUACGAUCCAGAACCAAGUCGAAAACUGUACAUUCCGAAAUCGAAAGGUCUAAAGCAGGCGGUUGAGCCUUCACCAGAACGAGUUGACCUGCGAAAGUUGGACAACUUUGACGAGACUGACUUGUACGAUAGCUCUCGUAUGCAAAAGCCAAGAAUUAAGAAAAAGUUGGUUUCGGCAAAACAGAAGAUCCUUGGUUCUGUUCACUUUGAAUGUCACAUUGUACCGAUUGGUGAUCCUACCAUGCGGGUUGAAUGGCUAUUGGAUGGCAAGCAACUUGAAUACGCAAAUCGUAUAAUGACCACGUUUGAGUUCGGCUACGCAGCAUUGGAUAUUAAUGCAGUCUACCCCAGAGACACAGGUGUGAUAAGCUGCAGAGCAACCAACGCCCACGGUCAGGUUCAAUCAUCAUGCACUCUUAUUGUGAAAGAGGAACGUGGACUUGUCGAAAAGACUCAACUACCGGACACAACCCAACUUGGCAAGAUAGAAACAACUGAACGACACAGACAAGAGAUUUCUCUCGCACAUGUUUCGCAUCAAACCGAUGAAGUCGAAGUCAGAUCUGCUCCGAAAAUUGUCCUGAACCCCGAUCCUGUUGUUGUACAAGAAGGUGAACCAGCACGAUUCCGUUGCAGAGUAGUCGGUUCUCCUUUGCCAAAAGUGGAUUGGUAUUUAAAUGGACAAGCAAUCAGACAAAGCAAGAGAUUCCGAAUUUGGUCCGACGGUAUUCAUUACUUCGAGAUUGCAACAGUACGCGGCUACGAUCACGGCCAAGUCAAAAUGGUUGCACAGAACAUUGAAGGAAGCGUAGAAGCGACGACCACAAUUGAAGUGAGCCAGGCCAGGGAUCUCAGGACCGUUCUACACAAAGCUGAUAUUCAAACCUCUGAUUCCAAAACGAAAAGUCGCAUCGACACCAACACGUUGAAGUCGUACAGGAUCACACGCAAUGUGGAAGAACAAUUUAAAGAGGAAAAAGGUCGACAUAUGGUCCCUCUGCGCGAAGUCGAAAAACCCAUCGCUGGCUUGAAGAAAGUAAAGCGAGUGGAAAGACAUGAAGAACUGCAAUCGAAGUUUAGCAAACUAUCGGAGGAAGAACGAAUGCUGAACACGUUUGAAGCUGACAAAAAGAAGUCAACUCAACGCGACCGUAAAUACGAGUCGUUCAUUCGGAAAACUAAGGACAGUUUAUCGCAUUGGGACGAACCAAAACCAGAAGAAGCGCCUAAAAUACCGUUUCUACAACGGCCAAAGCAAUCUCUGCCCCCUCCUUAUGAAAUAAAGGUCGAUGUCACACCUGACAUGCAAGCUCCAGUUGUGUUGGAACGUAUCCACAAUGUCACUGUACAGUCGGGUAAAGACGCAAGGUUCCGGGUUCGAUUCCACGGUAACCCUGAGCCCGAGAUUUCUUGGUACAGAAACGAAAUUGCUUUGGAAAAGUCUGAACGUCUCGGCUGGAUAUUCCCAGAGAACAACGUAUGUGAGCUGUUUAUCCGAGACUGCCAUGUCGACGAUUCUGGAUCCAUUUCGGUUCGGAUUUCAAACCCUGCUGGCCAAGCUGGUAGUCAAGGAUUUUUACUUGUACAAGAAGCGGUCGAGGCCUUACAUUUCACCGAAUCUCUUACCGACGUCGACGCAAAGGAGAACGAGAAGUCAGUUAUCUUUGAAUGCUCGGUGUCUGAUUUCACUGCUGAGGUGGAGUGGCGGAGGUGUGGCACUGACGGGGCGGCCGAAGAAGUUUUACGAACCAGUGAGAAGUUUCAGACCAGGGCAGAUGGCGCUCAACGUUUGCUGAGAAUUGCUGACAUCAAACUGAGCGAUGCUGGAUCUUAUUCUUGUGUGAUGUUCGCUGCUGGAGAUAAGGAAAUUAAGUCAACGGCACAACUUCAUGUGAAAGUUGUUCCAAAGAAAAUCCAAUCCGGCUUGAAGAACCAGGUCGCUCGCGAAGGAGGGGCUUGCGACUUCACUGCCGUAGUUUCGCAUGCUGGUGUUGCAGGUACCUGGAUGAAAGAUGGCGUUGAAAUACAGGCAAGUUCCAAGCACGUGAUCACUGAAAAUGGGAACAAAAGAUCCCUGACCGUGAACGACUCGCGUGCGGCAGACGAAGGAGUUUACGAAUAUAUUUACUGUGACGAAAAAAGCUUGGCGAAUCUUACAGUGCAAGCCAUGCACGUCAGCAUCGUUAAGAAACUUAAGGAUAUGUCGGUAUUUGCCGGUGAAGUUGUUACUUUGGAAGUGAAGAUAUCAAGAGAUGACGCCAUUGCUACUUGGUCGCGUAACGAACAAACUGUGACCAGCGACAAAAGGUUGAUCACGACAUCUGAUAGAAGCCGCCACAUGCUUAUUAUUGAAAACUGCACGGUCGAAGACAGCGGGGUUUACACUUUCGCAGCAGGAACUGCAUCGUGUUCUGCCACUUUAGAAGUUAAAUCUGUGGACGUGACAACUGGAAUCCAAGAUUCCACCAACGUCGAGUCCACGGAUGGUGUCUUUGAGUGCCAUGUCAACCAAGCCGGCUAUUCUGCUGGGAAAUGGUUUUGUGGCCAAACUGAAAUCAAAUCGGACAACGUAAAAUACUCAGUGAAAACUGACGGUAAGAAGCAAGUGUUGGUUGUACACAAUACCACAGCACAGGACAGCGGAGUCUAUUCGUAUGUUACUGGAAGCAAGUCCACCAGUGAAGCAAAGCUGGUCGUGAUUCCUGUAGAAAUUACCGGCACACUCCAAGAUGUGACUGAAGCCGAAACAGCCGCUGUUAAUUUGACGGCGACUUUGUCGGAAAGUGGCGUCCAUGGAGCUUGGUUUAAAGACGGGCAACCACUGCAGAACACAAGCAACGUAUCAGCUGUUGUGGAUGGAAAACAACAUUCGCUAUUUAUUCGAUCCCUAUCUUUGAACGAUCAAGGAGUUUACGAAUUCAGAAUCGGCAACAAAACUACAUCGGCCUCUCUCACUGUACAAGGUGCCCAAAUCACGAAACCACUCUCCGAUGCUACAGCCACAGAAACAGAGUCUGUAAGAUUCGAGUGCCAAGUGGCAAGUGACGGGGUCCAAGGUUCAUGGAUGAAAAACGGGGAACUUCUCGAUGCAGAUUACUCGCAUCGGUUCGUCAGCUCUUCUGAGGGGCGGACGCAGAUCCUUAUGAUCAAUGACGUCACAAAGGAGGAUUCUGGAAGUUACUCAUUCAAAUUCGGCAGCGCCAGCACGUCCGCAAACUUGUCCAUUACAGGCAUCAAGUUCUCCAAAGGUCUUCGCAACAUUACUGUAGCGGAGGGCUCCGAUGCCGACUUCACCGUCGAGGUCGCCAACGAAAACAUUUCCAAUGUUCGAUGGGAACGCAACGGUGUCAUGAUCAACUGCGAUGAUGUGAAGUACAGAGUUCAGUCUCAAGGACAAAGGUUUACACUCAUCGUGCAUUGCGUGACUAAAAAGGACGAAGCUGCAUACAGUUGCAUUGCUGGAUCAGCCAAGACAAGUGCACGAUUAUACGUCGAAGCUGUGACCAUCACGCGCAAACUGACGGAGGUUCGAGCCAUGGAACAUCGGAAUGUUGAACUAACUACUGAAGUUACAAACUCAAGCGUUAGUGGAGUUUGGACAAGAAAUGGAGUAACUGUCACUGAAACAGAACGUGUUAAGACCACACACCGCGGCAAGACACACCAGUUGGUCAUCACAGACGCCCAGGCGGAUGAUUCCGGUUCAUACCAGUUUGCUGUUGGGAAGUCGACAACUUCGGCCAAAGUGAUUGUGGAAGCAAUUCACUUGACAUCGCGCAUGAAGGACGUGGUGGUGAAGGAAACACAGACCGCAACUUACGAAUGCGAGGUUUCCCACCCUGAUGUUCCGGCAGCUGCUUGUAAAUGGACCAAAAAUGGAGUCGUGAUAAAACCGAGUAACUUGAUAUCCAUCACCGUUGACGGGCGAACUCAUCGCCUGAAAAUCCACACUUGCGCUGCAGAAGAUAGCGGAGUGUAUUCGUUUACCGCCGGCGAGGAUAGUUGUACCGCAGCUUUGAACGUAGAAGCUGUUACGAUCGUGAAGCAAAUGCCGAAAAAGUUGCAAGCAAACGCCCACGAUGUGGCGGUGUUGGAAUGUACGGUAGAUGCGCCCGGUAUUUCAGCCUUCUGGGUCAAAGAUGGCAAACGAAUAGAUACAACGCAGGACAAGUCCGUCAAAUAUGAAGCCAUUAGCCGAGAUGUUACGCACACCCUCAAGGUGAAAGACAUCGCAGCAGAAGACGCUGGCGUGUACGAGUUCGUGGCUGGCAGCGUACGAAACAAAACUACACUUUACGUCGAAGUUGUUGCUGUCGAGAUCACGAAGUCUUUGAAAAACAUCGAAGUUGUGGAAAACAAGAAAGCUACACUCGAGUUCCAAGUCAACAAACCAAACGUGAAAGCGCAGUGGUUUAAAAACGGCGUUCAAAUAGACUUCAUGUUAAUGAAAAGGUUUAAGUACACGAGUGCCGAUCUAACGCAUAAGUUAUCAAUUGACGAAGUUGAAUUCAACGACGCUGGAGAAUACACCUUCGAGGCAGGAAACCAGAAAGCUACAGCUUACCUAUACGUGCAACCACCAGAAGCGCCCAAAUUCGUGCAAGAGCUUCGCAACUGUAUUGUUAUCGCUGGCGAAACAGCAAAGUUCACAGUGCGGGCGACUGGACGUCCAGCACCUGAUGUGAAGUGGUACAAAGAAGGAAUUACAAUUACACCAAGCUUCAAGCACAAGAUCUUGAAAGACGAGGAUCAAUACACGCUUGCUGUCGUCGAAGUCGAACCAUCGGAUGCAGGACAAUACACGUGUGAAGCAACCAACGAAAACGGAACUUUCCGCACGACAGCUACUCUACAAGUUGAUAGCAAAGUGGUUAUGCCAGUGCCCAGCACGCCGACUGUGUCACCGCCUGCCAUAGUUGAACCAAUGCAAGACUUUAUUACAAGGGAGGGCCAGAGUGCUCGCUUCCAAUGCAAGAUUAUCGGAACAAAUCCAAAAGUGACCUGGUCACGAGACGGCAAACGCAUCAAACCUUCACGAUACUUCAAGAUGUCCGAAUACAAUGGGGUCUACCAGCUUGAGGUUACGGAGGCUUACCCCGAGGAUGAGGGAACGUACAGUAUCUCUGCAUCCAAUGAUCAGGGUGAUGUGUCGUGCUCUGCGACGCUGAAACUUGACAGGCUCUUCAAAUCUCCAGUGCAAGAGGUGGAAGAACAAGCUGCACAAGAAGAUGUACAGACAGACAGUCAACCGAGGAAAUCCAGGUUUCCAACGAUCGUGAGCGGGCAAUCAAACUUCCAGCAGCUUCAACAAACCGACGUGUUCAUGCAACAACCGUCAAUGAUGAUGAAACGGCCAACAGAGGUCUCUGUGCGAGGAAAAAGAACCAAACCCGCGUUUAAGCGUCCUCUCCGUGAUAUAACCGUUGAAUUUGGAUGCCCGGCAAGAUUCGUCGCAGUGGUGACCGGUCACCCGACCCCGUUAAUCACUUGGCAACACUGCGGGAAUAUUAUACAAGACAGUCACCGGUACAGGUACCUUAUGGAAGGCAAUAAACAUAAUCUAGUUUUGCCCAGUGUUGACCACGAAGAUGAUGGUGUCAUUACAUGUACAGCAACUAAUCAAAGUGGGCAAACUACCAGUACUGCUCGACUGACAGUGGGUCAGAACUUGAAUAUUUCUGAACCAGACUCCUACGACGCACCCUUUGAAAUGUCUUCCAGCAGUAACGUGACGAUUGUCAACAGCAUCGAAUGUUCUCGAACUGACGAAAUGUACCACUCGGUAGAUGGCGCAAGUGAUUUGGACUCUGCAACAUACAACGCCACAGCCACUGAUAUGCAAUGGACAUCUAUGAGUGAAAGUUACGCUACCACUAUGGAGAUGUACGAAACAGAAGACUCGCAGACAACGGCAAGCGCCUCAGAAAUGACCACUCUAUCCAUUUCAGAACUCGAUUCCACCUUCAGCAACCAAACUGUCGUAUCUCAGAAGACACACACUCAGGCAUCGAAACCUACAAAGAAGUCGAAAAAAGUUCGAAUCAAGAAAGCGAAGCACACAAGUACUGGUCAAGGCAACGUCCUAGACAAGUCCAUUGCUGCUGAUUGGACUGAGGAAGUUCGGAAACUGAUCCGUGAAGAAAUUGACGAACGCGAGAAGAUGCACCAGGUAGUAAGACCCGAACCUGAGAUGGUAAAUGAUAAAGAACUUGAAAAAUCGUUGGCUCCUCGGUUUGUGAAGAACAUUUCCGACUGCGAAGUUGGAGUUGGCGAAACUGCUCACUUUGUUUAUAUACUUCAAGCUGAACCACCUGCAGAUAUAUUGUGGAUGAGAAACGGAAGUCCGAUUUCACUGGAUAAGAAUAAAGUUGGUGAUGGUGUCAACAGCGCUACUGAUGGUAAUAUUGGAAUAAUUAACGAUGAAGGCGCUGGCUGUCUUGUUAUAAGCGAAUCUGAGCCUCACCAUAGUGGGAUAUACGCGUGUGUUGCGUCGAACGAACAUGGAAGCACGAAGUGUACAGCGACGCUGUUGGUGACUGGGCAUCUUGCACAUGUUGAUAGAGUGGAAGAGAUCACUAUCGAGCAACAGCUUGUUCAUCGGGAGUCGCAAACACACGAGUCGCGUAUGGAUCCAGACGAAGACCGAAAGAUCAGAGAUGCUUUUAUGGAGCUGGAAAAAGCGGAGAGGAUGCGAACCGUUGCAGAUGUUGUGAUCGAUGAAUCUAAAAAAGACGAAGCUGUUGGAAAACCAGAGAAACAAAAGGUUGAGAAGCCAAAGCGGAAGAAAACGCGCCGAAAAGCCGAGAAGGAAUUCAGCAGAUUUGGCGACAACGAGACCGGUGAAGAAGAAAAGUUGCAACCGCCAACAUUUGAAGAAGAACUCAAAGUCUGCAAAGUUCGACCUGGAGAAACCGUCAAACUGUCAUGUACAGUCUCGGGUUCCUCGCCCAUUGAAAUAACAUGGAAAAGAGACGGCAAAGUCAUCGAAGCUUCUUCUAGGUGCAAAGUGAACACAAACGACAGCAAUCCAUCUUUGGAAAUACCAGACGUCUCAUUCAGCGACGCUGGCAAUUACUCAGUCACAGCGGUCAACCAGUCAGGCUCUGCCAGUUCCACGGCUUCAGUUAUCGUUGAAGGAGUCUCUCCUGCUUUCAUCGAGAAACCCGAAGGUGGUACAUGCCAACUUGGCGACACCUUUGAGUUCUGCGCUGUCGUUUCGGGAAUCCCCGAACCUGAUAUUUACUGGAAACACAACGGUGCUCCAGUAAGAGACGACAACCAGCGAACCAUCACAAGUGAGACAGGGGGACAGUAUCUUCUUGAGGUUAAAGACCUUGCGUUAGUGGACGCUGGGAAAUACGAGUGCGUAGCCGAGAACGAAGCAGGACAAGCUUCAUCGACGGUUACUCUCGUUGUUGAAGAAGCGACGUUGGUUGAUACGCUUCGAAGUAUGGAGUCUAAAAAAGACGUGGCGCAGACAAGCGCUAACAUAAAGUUCGUUGAGGAACCGAAAAGUCAAGAUGCCGCAACAGGCGACACCGUGACUUUCACCGCGAUCGUUGAAGGCAAUCCCGAACCCGUAGUUAAGUGGAACAAAGGUAAGUGGAGACAGAUCAAGAACUACGGGCGGGUGAAGAUUGCUCACGAUAAAGAAACAAACAAACAUACCCUCACGAUGUCAACGCUUGACAAACCCGACACUGGAAUGUACAGAUGCAUUGCGAGUAACGCAUCUGGCGAAGUUUCAGUUCAGUUUGACUUGAGGGUGACCGAACAACUUGUUUCAGAAAAAAUGGAUAAAGCGGAACUUAAAAAGCCCGCGCAAAAAGAAGAACAAAAAAUUGACGUUGCGACAAUUUCGGAUCUUCUCAAAGAAGUAGACCCGAAAGAAUACGAGAAAUAUGCGAGACAUUACGGCAUCACUGACUACAGACAGCUUCUUUCACGAUACGAGGAGCUUCGAUCUAAAGAGCCAAAGGACGUGGAAGCUGAAGCCGAAGAAGUCGGUGCCCUGUACAGACUCAUGGAACGCAGUUUGUCGAUUGACCAGCCCGUAGAGGUGGUGUCAGACCUGCAGGAUGUGGCUGUAAGAAAGGGACGCGAUGCUCGCUUUACUACUGAACUAAACAUCAAAGUACCGGGAAUUGAGAUCAACUGGUACAAGGGAAAUGACCGAAUCUACGAGAGCUCAAAAUAUUCCAUUCUGCACGAGGGAACGAUGUUCACGCUCGUGGUAAAGAAUGUAUCGGAUAAAGACAUCGGAGAAUUCCGUAUUGUUGCUGGACCUCACAAGUCAAAAGCUGCACUUACAUUAACAAAAGAAGUUUACUUCACCAAGCACUUGGAGAACCAGCGCGUGCGCGAAAAUUGCUCUGCAGAGUUUGAUUGUGCUGUCAAUCUCGCCGACGGUGUUGUGACGUGGUACAAGAAUGACGUCAAAUUGCGCGCUUCUCGCAAAUAUGAGAUCUCCUCUGAACCCUCGACCGUGGAAGGCGAGACUGCCCACAAACUUAUUAUUACUGAAAUGAAACCUGACGAUGAAUCAACAAUAUCUGCUAAAGUAACGCUCACCGGCCAUGGAACCGACACAACUGCUGCCAAGCUUGAGUUCUCGCCCGAAGCGAUCUCAUUCACGAAACCCUUGGAGGAAAAAGUGACUGCAAAGGAAAGCGAAAGCCUUACUUUGGUCUGUAAAGUGUCCAGAGAACGGGCCCGAGUACAAUGGUUACGCAAUGGGGUUCCGCUUAAACCUGGUCCGAGAUACAAGACCUCAAUAUCCGGCUUCGAUCGCCGUUUGAUCAUAAAUGACGUCACGAAGGAGGUCGACGACGGCGCGAAGUUCGCUUGUCGGAUCCGGGAUAACGACGAACUAACAGAGAGUGUUGCUGAAAUCUGCGUCCCUUCUAUAAGUGACGACAUUUUGAAACCACUCAAGGACCAAACCGUUGUUGAAGGCAAGAAAGCAACAUUCGAAUGCUUGAUCAGCCGUGAUGAUGGAAAAGCAGUCUGGUACGCCGGCGAUAAACAGAUCUCUGCGCAAGACAAAAAAUACAAGACCCUUGCCAUGAAAAACCUGCGUCGACUUAUCGUUGUAGAUUGCACGCUUGAUGACAAAAUGACUUACACAUGCGCUAUGGGCGAUCUGAAAAGCUCGGCUACAUUGGACGUUACACCUGCUACCCGCCAAGAAGAAGCGCGAGUCUUGCAGAAAAAGAUCAAACACAUUGAAGUUGAACCUGAACCUGAACAAGAAGCUGUCGAACUUAAACCAAUUGCUGGCCUUAAGUUCGUCAAGACAUUGGAAAACCAAUCGGCAACUAUGAACUCGUCAAUCACCCUGGUUUGUGAACUUUCCCACCCCGGCGUCGCUGUGGUGUGGUACAAGAAUAAAGAACAAGUUUACGAAAGCAAUAAAUACACCAUCACGGUCGAUGACACCAAGCAUAGAUUGAAAAUUGUUGGUCUGUCACAAGACGACAAAGCGACUUUCAAAUGUAAAGCAGUGCCGAACCCGGAUGUUAUUACAACUUGCAAAGUUGAUGUCAAAGAGCAGGAACAGACACAAGAUCGAGUCCGAUUCAUUGAGGAGCUUGAAGCUAUAAACUGCACUGUAAAGGACACAGUUGUAUUGGAAUGCGAACUUUCUGACCCGAAAGCUAAAGUAACUUGGAUGAAGGGAAACAAACCAUUGGAAAUUGACAACGAUAGAUUCCAAGCGCUUUCGGAUGGUGCAAGGCGAUCUCUUGUACUGAGAGACGUCACACUUGCUGACAGCUCGGCAUAUACUUGCAAAGUCGCUGACGUGUUUUCAACUGCGGAAAUAUUCGUUGAAGAACAACCAACAUUCCUCAAAGAGAUGACCGACCAAUACUUUGAAGAACAAGCAGUCGGUAUUCUGGAGUGCGAGAUCAGCCGUGCGGAUGCUACUGUACGAUGGCUCUUUAAUGGAGAAGAAAUUGACAUCACAGAACACGGAAAACACACAUCUGAGGCUUCGGGUAGAAAACGAACAUUAGUAAUCGACGAUUUGUCCAAAAGCGAUGAAGGUGUUUACGUUUGCAAGACCGAUGGAGAUGCUGAAACACAGGCACAUGUUAGUGUGGAAGUAAAAGACGUCAAGUUGCUGAAAGGACUUCGGGAUGUGUCUGUCCUGGAAGGAGAAUCUGCAACUUUUGAAACUGAAAUCUCAGACGAGAGGGUCAAAUCCCAAUGGCUUCUUGAUGGAAAAGAGAUUGAAUCGAGCGACAAUGUCAGCAUCAUAUCCCAAGGUCGCAGACGAUCGCUUAUUAUUAAAGAAACAAACGCUUCACACAGAGGGCAGGUCACUUUCACUGCUGGACGUUUGAAGACCAACGUACACCUAGCUGUACAGGACCAACCUAUUCAUUUCACUGAACCUUUAACUGACCAAAUCGCAGAAGAGAGAGGACAAGCCAAAUUCGUGUGCAGAAUCAGUAGGCUUGAUGCUAACGUUAAGUGGAUUCGCGACCGACGAACACCUAUUCAAGAAAGCAAUAAAUAUGAAAUUAAAUCGGACGGGACUUCUCGUAUUUUGAUCGUACACGAUGUUGGAUACGAAGACGAAGUAACUUUCACAUGCGACACCGAAGAUAGCAAAUCAACAGCGAAACUUACUGUCACAGCCCGCCUGGUUGAGUUUGUCGAACCACUGCAGGAUCAGACCGUUGAAGAAGGCAAAGACGCAACAUUUUCAUGCGUGCUCAACCAUGACGACGUACAGGUCACGUGGUACAAGCGGGGAGUUAAACUUCUGAAAGGACGCGACGUAAUUAUUGAAUCGGACGGUGCAACACACCGGAUCACGUUUAACACUGUGUCACUCGAUGACGUAGGCAGCAUUUCAAUUUCAGCCGAAGGAACUCAGGGUGCAGCCGAGUUAAAGGUAUCAACUACUGAAGUGGAAAUUGUCCAACAACUGAAGGAUGAAACAAUAACUGAAGGAGAAUCAGUGACUUUGACUUGUUUGUUAAACAAACCCAAUGUAAUAGGCUCCUGGUUCCGAAAUGGCGUUAAGUUGGCUCGUACCGAUUUAAUCGUUAUUCGGGCCGAGGCUGAAAAACAUACACUGGUAGUGAAGAACCUUACCGUUGACGAUGCCGCAGAGUUUACCUUUACAUGCGAUGGAUGCCAAUCCGCUGCCAAUGUAUCCGUGACAGAACGACCGAUCAUGUUCACCAAGAAGUUACAGCCGCUCACGUGCACCGAGAUGGACGUGGCUGAACUUUCAUGCGAAGUUAGCCGAGUGCAUGGCGAGGUAACUUGGUGGAAAGGCGAUGAACAAGUAAUUGCCACCGAACGCGUUGAACUGAUCACUGAAAGUUGCUGGAGAAGGUUGGUAAUUCUCAAGGCUGAAUACAACGACGAAGCAGAUUACACUUGCAAAUGCGAAGCUGAUGUUACAACUGCCGCUCUCACAAUCGGAGGUCGAAACAUUAAGAUUCGACGUGAUUUGCGAGAUGUGGAAGCUACAGAAGGACAGGGCGUUACUUUUGAAUGUGAGAUUUCCCACGAUGAUGUCAACGCACGUUGGUAUCUUAACGGAGAAAUUAUCAAGGAGUGCGACGGUGUCAAGAUUGAAACUGUUGGCCGCAAACACCGAUUAAUCAUCGAAAAAGUGACAACAGAAAGAGCAGGAACCAUCAAGUUCGUUGCAUCAAAAGCAUCAACCGAAGCCGAGCUCACUGUGAUGGAACCUUUGGUGGAGUUUGUUACACCGAUCCACGACUUGGACGUCGAAGAAAAAGCAAAAGCAGUUUUCGAGUGCGAAGUAUCGCGCCCGAAUGCCGAAGUACGCUGGUACAAAGGAAGAGCUAUUAUUCGGGAUUCAGAAAAAUACGAGAUUCGCUCUGAUGGAUGCAAACGUACCUUGGUUGUUCUGCAGUGCACAUUUGACGAUGAGAAAAAAUACACAUGCGAUGCUGACGAUGCGAGAACUAGCGCGAAGCUUACUGUGCAAGCACGAGCUAUUAAAUUUUUGAAAUCACUUGAACCAAACAUGCGGAUUGUUGAGAGAGAGGAAGUAACCUUCGAGAUUGAACUUUCCCACACCGAUGUUGAUGUGAUCUGGUACAAGAACGGCGCGAAAAUGGCUCGAACCAAGAACAUAGAAAUAUACACCGAAGGCGCAAUUCACAGGAUGGUGAUCCACCAUGCUAAUAUGGAGGAUUACGGGGUUGAAGUUGAAGCUCAUGCAGAGGAAGAGACAUCGAUGACAACUUUAUAUAUUGACGAAAUCAACGUAAAGAUUGAGGAACCACUAAAAGACUUGACCAUCAUUGAAAAGGAAACUGCAGUUAUGACUACAGUCACCAACUAUGAUGCCGUACCACAUGUUUGGUACAAAGAUGACAUCAAGCUUGUAAAGAGCGACACUGUUGAAAUGACGGACGAAGGAAAACUUCAUACACUCAAGCUUGUAGCAUGUAAAUUGGAAGAUACAUCAGAAAUUAAGUUCGUAUCCAAGACAGCAGAGACCAAAGCCCAUCUAACUGUGAUAGAACCGCCAGUCAAGUUCCCACAGGAAUUAAAAGACAAAACCUGCGAAGAGAUGGACAGAGUGGUACUUGAAUGUAAUGUCAGCCGAGCAAAUGCACAAGUUGUAUGGAGGAAAAACGACCAAGAAGUCGAAGCCAGUGAAAAAUACCUUAUUGAAUCUGAUGGAAUCAUUCGUCGCCUUGUUUUGGUUGAUGCAGCUAUGUCGGAUAAUGCUCAAUGGACCUGCGACGGAAAAGACUCGAAAACGACUUCCAACCUGGUGGUGAAAGAAAUCGAGAUCAAGUUUUUGAAAGACUUGAAAGCAACAACUGUAACAGAAAGCGAAGACACAAAGUUCGAAUGUGAAAUCAACACCAGCAAAGCCGUCCAAGUGCAGUGGCUUCAUUUCGGGAAACCAAUCGUUGACUCAAAGAAACUGAUCACCAAAAGAACAGGCGGAAAACUUCAACUUGAAAUUAAACACACAACAGUUCGGGAUGAUGGACAUUACGCUUGUCUGGUUCGAGGAGUAAAAACCGACGCAAGGCUUACAGUAAAGGAACAGAAAAAUAAAAUCGCCGUGCAGAUGCAAAACGUAAAGGGGGUUGAAGAACAACCUUCUGUGACAUUUUCCUGCUUGCUCGAAAAGGAAACUGGGAAUGUUAAAUGGCUCAAAGACAACAAACCGAUUGACAUUUCCAGCGCAAAAUACGAAGCAGUGUGCGCUGGUAAACAACGUUCACUGUUGGUCAAGGAUUUGAAGAAAUCUGACAAGGGAAAAUACACUUGUGUGUGUGGCGACAGUAAGACAACAGCAGAACUAACCGUGAAAGACGGAGUUAAAUUCCUGAAGAAGCUUACUGAUACAACAGUUCUUGAGAAAGAUGGCGCAAUUUUGACUUGUGAGGUUUCUGAUCCAGAAGUUAAAGUACGCUGGUACAGAGACGGACUACCAGUUAUAGAUUCGGACAGAAUUUCCGUGAAAGCUGAGGGUAAAACUCAUACUGUUUCGAUCCCAUGGACCUGUUUGGGAGAUACUGGAUCAUAUCAAGCUGUUGCAGAGUUCGCCAAGUGUAAUGCCAAGCUAACGGUUGAAGAUGCACCACUUGUUUUCCUCGAACAACUCGCCGAUGCUUCGGUUGAACAUUUGGAAAGUGCAACGUUUACCUGCAAAGUAUCACCUCGAGACCAGAAAGUCGAGUGGUAUUUAGGAGAGAAACUCCUUGAAGGUUCCGAACGUUUCGUAUUUUCAGAAGACAACAAAGUUAGGACAUUGACGAUUCAUCAAUGCACCGAACACGACAGAAACAAUGUGACUUGUACCUUCGCCGACCAGAAAACUGUCGCCGUCCUGAAGGUGGGUGAUCCACCGGCGUGGUUCGAAAAAGAGCUUGUAGCUUUGGUUUGCAUCGAACGGGAAGUGAUCAGCAUGCAGUGCGAGCUCUCAAGGCCCAACGUUGACGUUGAAUGGCUGAGAAACGGUACCGUGCUUGGUCAAAGCAAUAGAAUGCAGUUCAUUGCAGAAGGCAUUCUGCGAAAGAUUGAAAUUGCUGAUGUUCUUAUGGAAGAAUGCGGCGACUACACUGUCCGUGUGAAGGAUACUGAUACUACAACGACAGCACAUUUGACAGUGAAUGAAAUUGCACCCGGUAUCUUGACAGAGCCGGUUGACGUAUAUUGUUGCGUUGGGGACGAUAUUACUUUCAGCUGUGGCAUUACCAAAACCCGCUACAACGUGGUAUGGUCUCUCAACGAUACCGAAAUCAACGAUGCUAUGAUUAAGGAAAACAAAAAUCGAUUCGCGUUGUCCAAAAGUGACGGCGGUUUGACCCAUACAUUGACAGUUAACAAGGCCAUGCUUACUGAUUGUGGCGAAGUGAAAGCUAUCUGUGAAGGAAUUGCAUCAACACGUACCGCAACACUCACCGUUGUGCCGAUUGUGUUUGAUGUACCACCGUCCGAUGCAGUGAUCUGCGCAACACAGACUGCUACGUUUGUAGGAACCACUAAUAAAGAAGGCGUAAAGGUGACAUGGUCACGAAAUGGUAAAAUACUCGAAGCAGGACCACAAGUUGCUAUGAGAGCAGAAGGUUUCAACUACUACUUGGAAAUUAAAGACUGCACUUUACGAGACGACCAUUCGCUCAUUACAGCACAGGUUGCUGAAUGCGUGGUCACUUCAAGGCUUUUAGUCGGUGAACAACCCGCUAAGUUUGCUUCUGAUAAAAUGGAUGACACCACGGUGGAGGAAGGUGAUAGAGCUUGCUUGUCAGUUGACCUCACCCAACAGGGUGGUCGUGUACAAUGGAUGGUCGAAGGCAAGCCUAUUAUUCCUGACUCCAGGAUGCAGCUUGUAGCAACCGGUGUUAGCAGAACUUUGGUCAUACUGGAUUGCAAACGUGGUUUGGAUGAGAAAACAUACACUUGUCGAUGCAACGGUAAAGAGAUCUCUGCAAAGUUGAUCGUAACCGAAGCACCUUUGCGUUUUGUACAACGCUUAUGGGACCACGACUUCGAACCAAGCAAAACCUGCCUAUUGGAAUGCAAGCUUAACAAACCCUUCACUAAUGUAGUUUGGACCGUGGAUGCAAACGUUAUCAAAACUGACCGAAGACACACCAUCAAAGUGGCAGAUGAUGGCAAAAAGCAUUCGCUUUACAUUACUGAGUUCAGCGAAGAUGAUCGUGGCCGAUACACAGCUACCUGUACAGGAACGAAUGUAGAAACAACUGCCAUUAUCGACGUGGCAAUUGCUCCAGUGUUGGAGAUUACCAACGACCAAAUCACCAUGAACGCGGAUGCUUUAUCUGAGGUUACUGCCAAGUUCAAGGCGAUGCCCAAACCAACCAUUUCGUGGUUAAAAGAAAAGGACGAUACCUUGGUUUCUGUUGCUGAAGACAGCAUAGUUGUAAACCAAGACGAUACGAAACUACGAUUCCGUAAACCGAAACUGAGCAACUCCGGCCGUUACAAGGUUGUAGCAAAGAACAAAUACGGAGAAGACAGCGCUUACGUAACUGUUACUGUGAUUGAUUGCCCGCAACCACCUGCUAACCUUACGGUUACUGACGUCACUGCCACGAGUGCAACAUUGACUUGGGAAGAACCAGAAGAAGAUGGCGGUUCACCUAUCAUGAAGUUCCUGGUCGAAAAACGAGAUGUUAAACGCAAGAUGUGGCAAACUGUAUCUGAUGGUGUGGAAGAUACGGAGAUCACGGUACAAAAGCUUGUUGAAGGAAAUACAUAUCUUUUCCGCGUUUCGUGCGAAAAUCAAGUCGGACUUUCGAAACCAACUGAAAUUUCCAACCCAGUACUUGCUAAGUCACAGUUCGAACUACCUCAAGCACCACAGAGCGUAACUUUAUCUGAAGUGCGACGUGACCAUGCAAUUAUUUCAUGGAAGGCACCUAGCUUUGACGGCGGAUCACCGAUUACUUUAUACGUGGUCGAACUACGAGAUAAACUGCAUACAACAUGGACUCGCUGCGGUGUCGUUGAAAACGACUGCCUUCAAUGCGCUGUAACAGAACCAGAAAUUACUCCUGGAAAGGAAUAUGUGUUCCGUGUUUUCGCUGAAAACGCGGCUGGAUCCGGUAAACCGAGCAGUCCAACACCUUUGACAAGACUUGAAGAUCCAAUUGAAGCGCCAAUGCAACCGCGUAAUCUUCGCUAUGAUAACGUGACCAAGUCAUCACUCGAGCUUUGCUGGGAUUGUCCUGAGAACGACGGAGGUUCUCCAGUUACUGGAUACAUCAUUGAAGUUUGUGACAAAGCAGAAGGUGUUUGGUCAGCAGAGGGAGUAAUUGAGACAGUCACUGGUCUUCACUUCGUGGUUUGCGGGCUUGAGGAGUCUCACGAAUACUCGUUCAGGAUCAGGGCUACUAACAAAGUCGGGGAGGGAAAACCUUCCGAUCCUUCACCGUUCGUUCUUGCAAAAGACGAAACAAAAAUACCGGCUUGUGAUAUUACUCAAGACAAAAAGGACAUCGUUGUUGUUGAACCAGAACCUAUUCGUGUUUCGGUUCCAAUCUCUGGUCUUCCGGCACCUUCUAUAACCUGGGUUCGGGUAUGUGACGGCCAGGUCUUGUGCCAUAGUGAAGACCGCGUCAGUUUGGAAUCGGGAGCAACAUAUGCCAACAUGGCAGUGUUGCCUAGCAACCGUCAGCAGGACAAUGGCCAAUACAGACUGGUUCUACAAAACGAUCAAGGAACCGUUGAAUUUGAUUUUAAUGUUACAGUUUACAGCAAACCGGGACCAAUCCGCAACUUGUCGGUGGCAGAAGUUACCAGCACAAGCUGUUACUUGUCCUGGGAAACACCGGAAGAUGACGGCGGUUCAGAGAUUACUACAUAUGUAGUUGAACGAAAUGAAGAAAAACGAAAGGCAUGGACCAAGAUAAAAGGUUCUUCUGAAGCAUCGGAAUGCAGCGUUUCUGACAUGAAAAAAGGUAAGAUUUACAGGUACCGAGUUUGCGCUGAAAACCGACACGGAAAAGGACCAUACACGGAGCUUUCGGAGCCAGUGGUCGCUGAGGAUCCACCACGAGUGCCUGACGCACCAAGGAACCUGGGAUAUUCCAACGUGAAGAAAGAUUCAAUUCAGUUGAACUGGUCGAUGCCGGUGUUUGACGGUGGUGCAGCUAUUACUGGUUACAUUAUCGAGAAACGACCUGAAGGCGACGAAGAAGCACGCUUUGUGGCAGACAACCAAAUACCUCACCGUGAGUUAAAGUACACGAUCCGAAACCUACCAACAGAUACGUUGUGGUGCUUCCGAGUCAAGGCUGUGAACCGAUUAGGGCCAGGAGAUUGCUGCGAACCAACUGAGCCAAUUCUGAUUCAGUCGGACGAAGCUGCACCAACCGUACAACUUGACGCGACCGUUACCGAUGGUGUUUCUGUCAAAGCUGGUUCCAUGAUCGAGAUUCCUGCCAUCGUUGCUGGGCGACCUUUCCCAACAGCCCGAUGGAGCAGGAACGAAGUUAUUCUUCUGCCCGACCAACGAGUCACUGUCGAUCUUGUUGAUAAUGUUUCUACUUUGCGUGUUCUUAUGGCAAAACGCGAGGAUUCUGGAGAUUACACUGUUUUGGCUCAAAACCAACACGGCAAAGCGUCCAUUAAUUGUUCAGUACAAGUGAUGGAUAAGCCAGGAAAACCGGCGUCAGUUGACAUUGAGGACAUCACUAAGAACUCGUGCAGUGUUGUAUGGACACCACCUACCGACGAUGGUGGCACUGGUAUUAUUCGAUACACUGUUGAAAAACGUGAAACCACCAGACACGUAUGGACAAAGCUGAGUGGUACAGUGAAGGCAGAUGAACGACGUUUUGAAGUGACCAAACUAAUUGAAGGAAGAACUUAUGAAUUCCAGGUGACUGCUGAAAACCAAAUCGGGUUUGGUGAGCCACAGUGCAGCACAUCGGUGGUCGCGAAAUAUCCAUUUGGACCACCUGUUGCUCCUGACGCACCAGAGUGUAGGAGUGUUACUCGGGAUGGCAUGACCGUAACUUGGACCCAACCUCCUGUAAGGGAUGCUGGUGCAGUGACUGGUUACUACCUUGAAAUGUGUGUGAAAGGAAGUCAAAACUGGAUGAAGUUACAAAAGAAGCCGCUUGACGCCGACACUUUGUCGUACAGAGUAACAGGGUUAACCAAGGACAAGACUUACGUUUUCAGAGUAUCUGCUGAAAACUUGGCAGGAUGUGGACCAGCAAGCGUACCAAGUGAUGGUACAUUAGCACGAGAUCCAACCAAACCACCGAGCAAACCAGGAAAACCAAAUGUUAUGGAGAUUACCAAGAGCACAUGUCGUCUCCGCUGGCGCAAACCUGAAACUGAUGGCGGUGAACCGGUUUCGAAUUAUAUCAUUCAAUUGAAGAAACGCGAAGUUGGCGUUGAAACUUGGGAUGAAGACUUCGUGCCUUGGGAGUUGGAUGUUCCUGAUGUUGAACACGUUGUUGUGGACUUGGUUCCCAACACAUAUGAAUACGCUUUCAGGAUUGUGGCAGCUAACAGCGCCGGUAAUUCUGAACCUGGUGAAGAAUCCGAGACCGUGAUUUGCAAGCCUAUACUGAAGACACCAAGCGCACCACGGGAUCUGAAAUCUGCCGGUACUACAAAGAAUAGCAUCACCCUUCAAUGGGUAAGACCCGAUGAUGAUGGUGGUAGCCGAAUCAAGGGUUACAUUCUUGAAAAGCGUGAACUUAGACGACAGACAUGGCAGCCAUUAGAAAAGGAAUUGGAAAACGAGACUUAUGUCAUUGAAGACCUUAAAGAAGGAGGUUCGUACGAGUUUAGAGUUGCUGCGUUUAACGAGAUUGGAACGAGUGGUUGGACACAAUCGGAGCCCAUUGCUGCUGUUAGCAUGUUUAGUGUACCAGAGCAACCACGAUCGCUUAAGAUCGACGAGUUGUUCAGAUACCAUGUCGUGCUCAGCUGGAAAGAACCAGUUUUCGAUGGCGGUGCACCGGUUGUGAGUUACUCCGUAGAAAAGCGAGAGAAGCUUUCGCAACGAUGGGUAAAUGUUGGCAAAACAGAAAAGGCAGAUUGCACAUUCAAGGUACGAGAUGUAAAGGAAGGAACUGAAUGCCAGUUCCGUGUGAUGGCUGAAAAUGAAGCUGGGCUUGGCAAACCAAGUGAACCAACUGAGAUAAUCACAAUUCAAGACCCUAAAUCUCCACCAUCUGAGCCAUUAGACUUGAAAUUGGUCACCACAAGUCCUACUUCCAUUACCCUUGCAUGGACACUACCUGCCCUGAAUGGUGGACUCGAUGUUACAGGUUACUUCAUCGAACGUUGUCUUGAAGGUGGCGAAGAUUGGGUCCGUUGCAACGCGGCCCCAUUUAAAACAACACAGGGCGAGGUUACUGGAUUACGUGAAGAACGAUCUUACAUUUUCCGUGCCUUUGCCUUGAACGAGGCUGGCGUAAGCGAACCAAGCAAACCAACCGACAGCAUUGUAGCUAAAGAACCGGACGCGGCACCGACCAUGAAAAUGCUGCAAAACGACAUCGUGCUUGUUGCUGGUGAGAAACUGCGUGUACGAGUUCCAAUUACUGGAUCACCGAAGCCAAGUAUAACAUGGACACGUGACGAUAAAGCAAUGAAAGAAUAUGUAAAGGUUUCACUGGACGACAACUGUUCAGUUCUUUUCAUUCCCGCUGCCAUUCGUGAAGACGGUGGCCGGUACACUCUAACCUUGGAAAACAAGAUAGAAACAAUAACCGGAUGGUGCCACGUCACAGUAAUUGAUCGACCUGGUAUUCCGAUCGACUUUGCAGCCACUGAAAUUACCAAAUCAACUUGCCAACUUACAUGGAAAGAGCCACAGGAUGACGGCGGUUCCGAGAUCCUGUUUUAUUCCGUAGACAGACGAGAAGCUGGCAGGAGGACAUGGACACCAGUCGUUGCUGAAGUGCGCAAAACAACCUGGCAAGUGACAGAGCUUCUUCAUAGGAAUGAAUACAACUUCCGAGUUACAGCUCACAACAAGGUCGGCGCUGGUAAACCAGUAGAAUUGGCAAGUGAUAUUAUGGCUGUGGAUCCUUUGUCUGCUCCUUCAGCACCAGAAGAGCUUACUUACUCAGAACCAAGAGCAAAGUCAGUUAUUCUAUCUUGGAAGCGGCCAACCAACGAUGGUGGUUGCACCAUUACUGGAUAUAUUGUUGAAAUGAAAGCAAGUGAUGAGGAAAGAUGGAACGUUGUUAUUCGGGAUCAUGAUUCUACCUCUGUAACCGUCUUGGGCCAAAUCGAGGGCAAAGAAUAUGCCUACCGAGUUGCUGGAGUAAACAGGAUCGGGAUUGGACAACGAAGUGAAACACCAGACCUUAUCAUGGCUAAGGAUCCGCUUGCAGUUCCAACCAUAGAAGUUAGUCAAAUACUAAGAAAGGGGUUGGAAACAAGAGCCGGUAAAGAAAUGCGGAUAGAGGCAACUUACACGGGUGUACCAAGACCGAUGAUCAGCUGGGUUCAGCAAGACAAGGUCGACACACCCGUUGAGGAAGAUAAGGCAAGAUCGACAUCGAUGAUUGCAUUUGAUGGAACCACAAAAUACAGAGUACCAGACGCUAAACGAUCGGACAAGGGAACUUAUUUGAUUACCGCCGAAAAUGACCAAGGAAAAGCGACUGCUUCAGUUGUUGUAAACGUGUUGGAUGUACCAUCGCCAUGCAAGGGCCCGUGGUCGUUUGAAGACGGAACGAAUGAAGCAGUUACUCUGCGAUGGAAGGUACCUGAGGACGAUGGUGGUUCAGAUAUCAUCAAUUAUGUCAUGGAGAUGAAAGAAUCGAACAAGAAGGUUUGGACGAACUUGUCGACAACUCUUCAGUCAACAAAAUACCGAGCAACAAAACUCGUAGAAAACAAAGAAUAUAUCUUCCGUGUUUGCGCUGAAAAUAAGAUGGGACGAAGUCCUUGGCUUGAAGCUGCACCAUACGUUGCUAAGUUGCCAUUUGAUCCACCAGCAGCACCGGAGAAGCCACUUGUUGUGGAUGUGACUCGAAAGUCAAUGACCGUCAAGUGGGUUGAACCGUACGAUGGUGGCAGCACAAUCUUGGGAUAUUGUCUUGAGAAGAAAGAUACUUCAGCAUCGAGAUGGUCGCGAGCAUCAAGGGAACUCAUCCGAGCCGUGGAGUUUGUAGUCAGCACUGGCUUGACUGAAGGACUUACCUACCAAUUCCGAGUUUCAGCUGAAAACGAAGCCGGGCCAAGUAAAUUCAGUCAGCCGAGCGACUACAAUGUGUGCGAGGAUCCAGUCUUUGCUCCAUCUGCUCCAAGAAAGCCGAGAGUAGUCGACACUACAAGCAGUUCCAUUACACUAACUUGGGAUCGACCAGAAGGCGACGGUGGCGAUGCAAAACUUAAGUACAUUGUUGAGCAACGGUUGGCCGAUGGAUCAUGGAGUCGAUGUAAUGACAAGGACUUGGAUUCAACAACUUUCACAGUUGAGAAUCUUCAAGACGGACAAUUGUAUUCUUUCCGAAUCAAAUCAAUAAACCGAGGUGGUGAGAGCAGCCCUGCCACACUUCCAGAAGUAGCAGCUCGAGAUAUGAUUGAUCUUCCUCAUAUUGAGUUGGACGACAGUGUGGUUGCUGGAAUCACAGUUGUAUCGGGUAAAAAGUUUGUUAUUCCCGCCAAGGUUACUGGAAGACCAUACCCCGAAAUAACUUGGACAAAAAAUGGCGAAGAUGUUACUGAUCGGGUUGAUGUCAAAAAGACCGAAGAUGGUUCACAAGUGACCGUCAAACGAAGCAUUCGAUCAGAUUGGGGAGAGUACAAGAUUUCUGCAAAGAAUUCCAGCGGAGCCAAGAGUGCAACUUGUCUCGUCGUUGUUCAAGAUGCACCUGGUGCCAUAAAGGAGCUCAAGCACGGUGCAGUGAGCAGAAACUGCAUCACUCUGAAGUGGCAUGCUCCAGAAGAUAACGGAGGCUUACCCGUUAAGAAAUAUCACUUGGAAAAGCGAGACAUGUCAAUGAGAGCAUGGCUCAGCGUUGGCAGCACUGACAAGUUUUCAAUGGAUGUUACAAACGUGCUGGAAGGAGCUACUUAUUCCUUCCGAAUCUGCGCCGAAAAUGACUUGGGUAAAGGCCCGUUGACAGAAUCGAUUCCUGUGCUUUGUGCCGAACCAUUGGUUGUACCUGGUCGACCUGAAAACCUCAGGAUCGAAGAAAAGAAAGACACGUCUAUUGCCCUUCACUGGGUCACACCACGAUUUGAUGGUGGCAGCAAAAUCAAAGGAUAUAUCAUUGAAAGAAAGGCUGAGGGUGAAGAGGAAUAUAUUGGUUGCAACACCGGACUCAUCGAAGAAACGAAGUUUGUUGUUAAGGAAUUGGAAACCGGCAAGAAGUACGUUCUUCGUGUGAAAGCAAUCAAUAACAUUGGAGAGAGCCAACCUGCCCUGACACAACUUACUGAAGCAAAGGAACCGGAAGCCGAACCUGAGAUCAGUUUGGAUGUUGGAAUCAAAGGAUCAAUGCAAGUUCGUGCAGGAGCCAGCAUUCAUCUUCCAGCAACUGUUCUUGGAGUUCCUGCUCCAGAAAUUGUGUGGACGAAGGGAGAAGAUGAAAAACUUGUUGAUGGCGACCACAUAAAAAUCAUCAAUCAAAACAAAACCUCGUCAAUGUAUAUUGAGAAAUCAGUUCGAUCUGACGAUGGUGUUUACAUGGUUACUGCCACGAAUUCUCUCGGUAGCAAGACUACUAGGGUUACAGUUUUGGUGCAAGAUGUCCCAGCGGCACCUCUGAACUUUAAACCGACAAAGGUAACUGCUGAAAGCCUUCUACUGACUUGGGAAGCAACGCCGGAUAAUGGCGGCGCUGACUUGAUGAAUUAUGUGAUCGAGAAGCGCGAGGGAAAGAACAAAAACUGGACCCAGAUGAGCACAACUGUGAUCGACACGAAGUUCCGAGUUGCAAAACUGACCGAAGGUACUCAGUAUCAGUUCCGAGUCGCCGGCGAAAAUAAGUUUGGUGUUGGACACUAUGCUGAGAGCGAACCAGUUAUUGCUAAGAACCCAUACGAUCUUCCAGGACCACCAUACAAACCAACUGUUAGCGAAACCACCAAGACAAGCAUGCUUGUAUCAUGGGAACCACCGUCAUGCGAUGGAGGUGCAGAGAUUGAAGGAUAUUGGCUUGAAAUGAAGGACAGUGAUUCUCCACGAUGGAAGAAAGUCAGUCGAGCUCCUAUCACGAAACCACCGCUGGUAGGUUGCUCCUACAAGGUUCUGCAGCUCGUUGAGGGCUUAGAAUACAAAUUCAGAGCAUGCGCAGUCAACAAGGCCGGACUUGGACCCGUCAGUGAAGAAUCCGAACCUGUAAAAGCCGAAGAUCCCACCUUUGUUCCUAGUUCGCCAGAGAAACCAGAGGUUACAGAUAUUACUGCAACUACAUUGUCACUAAGUUGGUGCGAGCCAGCAAACAACGGUGGAACACCAAUCCUUGGCUACAUUGUUGAAUACCAGGACCAAGUGAAAUGCGAAUGGACGAAGCUGCUUAUCGAUGAGAAGGAGCUUAUUUCUGCAACUACAGCAACCGCUCCAAACUUAACGACAAGACUUCGAUACCAAUUCCGUGUUUCUGCUGUAAACAAAGUUGGUCAAAGUGAACCAAGCACAGCAACUGCAUUUAUUGAAAUUAAAGAUCAAAUCGAGCCAGCCUCGAUAACGUUGGAUGUUGGAAUUCAAAACGUUUUGGAAGUACGAGCCGGUGCUUCAAUAAAACUGUUUGCUAAAAUUCAAGCCAGGCCAGUUCCUGAGAUUCGUUGGGAGAAAGACGACAAACUACCGCUACCGGGAACCGCUGUUGUUAAAAACACUGAUGACUCUUCCGAAGUUACCAUUCCCAAUUGCGGCCGAGAUAACAGUGGUCGAUACACUGUGCUUGCGAAGAAUACUGGAGGUCUACGCACUGCUUCAUGCAAAGUGCUUGUCAAAGACACCCCUGGGGCACCGGAACCACUGGUGGUUUCUAAUGUCACCAAGAGGGCUGCUAAACUCGCGUGGAAAAGCCCAAGCAACGAUGGAGGAUCAAAGAUUCAAACCUACAUCGUUGAGAAGCGAAGAGCCGAUGGUCGAGGAUGGGUGAAGCUUGAUUCUUCAGUGUCAGCCACGCAGUUCAAUGUUCUGGAUCUUCUUGAAGGCUUUGAAUACUUUUUCCGCGUCUGUGCAGUCAAUGCAAUUGGACAAGGAGUGUACGCUGAGACAUCCGAGCCAAUCCUAGCGAGAGACCCAACUUCGGUUUCAGACCCUCCAUCGCACUUACGAGUGACUGGCGUUACCGGAACAAGCGUUUCAUUGAAAUGGAACGUUCCACAGUUCCUUGGAAACUUACCGCUUAAAACUUACAUCGUUGAACGACUUCUACGCGAAGAAACUGUGCAGACCAGUACAGUGGUAAUUGAGCAAACUACACAACAAACCACGGAAGGCACUGCUAUAGUUCAAACUCAAACAUCAAGAAGCCAAUCAAAGGGCGAUAACUGGACAAGCUGCAACCCGGCCAAGUUGACCGAAACUAGCUACACCGUGACGAAUCUCAGCGAUACUGAGAAGUACACCUUCCGAGUGCUUGCUGAAAAUGAGGUUGGCGUGAGCAGACCAUCCAACAGCGUGGGCCCGGUAACAUGCAAGGAUGACCUUGUGUAUCCGACCAUUGAAACGGUUGAGUUCAAGGAGCUUGAAGCUGGAGCAUCUAUUGAUCUCUUUGCUAAGUUUACUGGAAAACCAAAGCCUGAGAUUACAUGGAAUCUACAAGAAAAAGAAAUUAAAAACACGGACAGGGUUUCUGUGACAACCGAUGACAACUCUACAAACGUUAUAAUUUCCAAAUCUAUUCGAUCGGAUACUGGUGUGUACCAAGUUGUCGCGAAAAACACAGCUGGAACCUGCACUAAGAAUAUUAAAGUCAACAUUCUUGGCAAACCCACAGCACCUGAGCUGCCAUUCACCUUUAGUUCGGUUACUGCUUCCGAGAUUACAGUGUCUUGGAUGCCACCAAAGGACGAUGGUGGAAGCAGGAUUACAAACUACACCGUUGAAAGGCAAGAAGAGGAUCGAGACUACUGGCAUUCGGUUGCUGAGUGCAAAGACUUGAGCGCGACUGCAACGUCGCUUAAAAAGGGAAAGAACUACUUAUUCAGAGUCAAGGCUAAUAACAAAUACGGAGCCAGCACUUGGACUGUAAGCGACACUCCAUGCGAAGCAAAGAACCAAUACGAGUGCGCAUCUGCACCAGGACAACCACAAGUGACUGGUGUAUCAAGAGAUGCCAUGACCGUAUUCUGGAACGUACCUGAAGACGAUGGUGGUGCUAUUAUUUCAAACUACAUUCUGGAGAAACGAUCUCGCACCAAGAAGAAGUGGUCCAAAGCUACCACUGAUGAAAUUGGUGGUAAUCAAUACCGAGUUCGAGGGCUAAGAGAAGGCCACGAGUACAUGUUCCGAGUUGCUGCAGUGAACGCUGCAGGACAGAGCGAGUUUUCUCAACCAAGUGACUUAAUUUUAGCAAGCGCUGCAAUUUCUCCGCCUGGACCACCAUUCCCAAGCGUCAAAGACACAACGAAAAAUGCUGUAUCGCUCGCAUGGAAAGUUCCAGAUAGCGAUGGUGGCUCUAAGGUCAAGGGAUACCACGUUGAGAUGCGGGUGGCUGAUUCCGAGGAUUGGGUAAAGGCCACAAAACAUGAUCAGCGCUCCUGUGAGUUUGUUGUGCCGGAUCUCGUCGAAGGAAAACAAUACUAUUUCCGAGUUGUCGCGUUAAAUGCUGCUGGACAAGGAGAGCCUGGCUACAUUGCCGAAGCCGUAACAAUUCAGGAAAAACAAGAUCUUCCAGAAAUUACUCUCGAUGCGUCUUUGAAAGACAAGAUUGUUGUAAAGGCUGGCGGAGUUAUUAAAAUUCCGUUGUACGUUAGUGGCAGACCACAACCGACUGUAGCAUGGGAGAAAGAUGGAAAAGAUCUUCCAGAAGAAGCCAGAGUAGGAGAAGCAGGAGGUAGCCGAGAUCUCGUCAUCCGAAACUGUCAGAGACAACACUCUGGAAAAUACACUGUCAUCGCAAGCAACGCUGCAGGAGAAAAGCGUUUGGAUGUUGAGGUUCUUGUUCAGGACGUACCAGGAGUCUGUGGAGGUCCUAUUGAACCAACCAAUGUCACACGUGACACAGUUGGAUUUUCGUGGUCUCCUCCAAAGGACGAUGGCGGGUGUACUAUUACAAACUAUGUGCUUGAGAAACGGGAAUCGUCACGACGAUCAUGGACUAGAGUUUCAAUGACUGUGACACGAACGUCUGCUGUCGUGCAAGGUCUUAUUGAAGGCGAGUCCUACAUGUUCAGGGUAUCGGCCGAAAACAUUCUCGGAGUUGGUCCAGGUAUUGAGACAUCAGUACCUAUUACCGCCAGGGAUCCAGUUUCGGAGCCCGGCAGGCCAGAGGAACUUCGUGUCACUGACGUAACUCGUAGCACCGUGAGCCUUGCAUGGAAGCCACCAAAGUCCGACGGUGGUUUGCCGAUCUCAGAAUAUCUCGUUGAGAAACGGUUGGUUGGACAAGAACGACAAUCACCAGCUACGGAAAAGAUGGUACGGGACACUGAGGUUACUCUGGAAGGAUUUAAUGAAGGCGACAACUACGAGUUCAGAGUAAUUGCAAAGAACGAUCGAGGUACCGGCCCUCCUUCAUUCCCAACAAAACCUGUUGUAUGUCGAGACAUCAUUGAACCACCAACUCUGAAAAUUGAUGCAAGAGAGAAAGUUAUUGUUAGGGUUGAUGAGCCUUACCGUAUCUUGGCUAAGAUUUCAGGACGACCGGUACCUACUGUUACAUGGGAACAAGAUGGCAACACGGUUCAAACCGACGCAAGAUUCCAAAUCAAGACAACUCCAACUUCAAGCGCCCUUGAAGUACACAAAGGAAUGCGAAAAGAUAGUGGGCUUUACAAAGUUACAGUUCAAAAUGAAGGUGGCCAACGAGAUGUUAAGGUUAUUCUAGCAGUUGUAGAUAAACCUACACCACCACGUGAACUUGAGGUUAAAGAGGUUACGCGUGAACAUGUGAUUUUAUCAUGGAGAACACCUGAAGAUGAUGGCGGCUCUGAACUCCUCAAUUACGUUAUUGAGAAGCGGGACAUCUCUCGCAUGAUGUGGACUACUGUCAACUCUACGAGCCUAAAAACAGAUUUCCGCGUUAACAAGUUAACGGAAGGUUCAGAGUACGUGUUCCGAGUCAUGGCAGAGAACGACCAAGGUUGUUCUAUUCCAGCUGAGACCCAAGGCGUUGUAGUGAAGGACCGAUACCGUGUUCCAGAUGCACCCGAUGCUCUAACCAUCAAGGAGGUACGAAAGGAAUCAGCCGGUCUGUCCUGGAGCAAGCCAUACGACGGUGGAAAAGCCAUCUUCAAUUACGUUGUUGAAAAGCGUGAACUGAAGAGCGAGCGAUGGGUUCGUGUCACUAAGGAACUGAUUAACGAAACUAGAUACACAGUUACCGGACUUUACGAAGGCAAUGAAUACGAAUUCAGAGUAGCUGCUGAAAACAGCGUCGGAAUUGGUGCAAAAUGUCUUCCAUCUAAGCAAAUCAAGGCUGAGAACCCAGUAUCUCCACCUGGACCAGCAGUCAACCCACACGUUAAGGGUAUUUCGAAGAACACUGUCACUGUUACUUGGCAAAAGCCUCGUCAUGACGGCGGUGCACCAGUGCUUGGGUAUAUUGUGGAAACACAAAAGGCUGGUAGCGAAGCUUGGAAGAUUUGGUGCACGCAAGAAACACAAAAGACGACAAGUUACAUUAUUCCUGAUUUGACCGAAAACUACGAAUACAGAGUUCGAGUUACAGCUGUAAACAAAGCUGGUCUCAGUGAGCCUGUUAUGGUCAAAGGAACUGUUGUCGUGAAGGAGAGACAAGAAGCGCCAGAGAUCGAAGUUCAAGCAAGCAUGUCUCGAGAGCAAAUCAUCAAAUCAGGAUUGCCUUUGAGUUUGAGCGCCAUCGUUCGUGGAAAUCCGUUCCCAACUAUUACUUGGAGCAAGAACGAUGAAGUGAUUCCGGCUACAAAUGAACGAUUUGAGCGUUCCGUUAAGCAUGGCAUUGUCAAUAUACAAACGGAAGCUUCAGCUCGAUCGGACAGUGGGCGCUAUUCAUUAACUGUUGAAAACGGAGCUGGAAAGAAAACUGCAUCUGUCAUUGUCAAUGUUUUAGACACACCAAACGCCGUAUCGCACAUUCGAAUCAGUGAAAUAAGGUCCGACUCGUGCUACCUUAAAUGGAAAGCACCGUCAGACAACGGUGGUGCGGUCGUCUCAAGCUACAAGGUUGAACGAUAUAACGUGGAAUCCCAAGUGUGGAAGCCAGUAGCAAUGGCAGCCAAGAAGACCAGCUUGAUGGUGAAGUACCUGACAGAGGGUCAUCACUACAAGUUCCGAAUUGCAGCAGAAAACCAGUUUGGCCUCGGUCCAAAUAUCGACUCUGACGAAAUCCUUGCGAGAGACCCAAUUCACACACCAGGCCCACCAAAGAAUUUGGAAAUAUCAGACAUUGAUAAAACCGCAAUCACUGUUUCAUGGAUGAAACCAGACAGAAAUGGUGGGGCAGCGGUCAGUGGCUACAUUGUUGACUUCACUGAGCUUGGUAACGAAAAGGAUAUUGAUGACAAGCGUAAGGCAGGCAUCAAUAUUGACACAACCGGUGAAGAAUGGACCAAUUUCAAGACUGUAACAGAAACAUCAUGCACUGUAACUGAUCUUAAAGAAGGUGUGUUGUACAAGCUACGAGUUCGUGCCAUCAACGAAGCAGGCGAGAGCCGACCAGACCAUACUGUGCCGGUUGCCCCAAGACAGAAGUUGUCGUCUCCAUCGAUUGAAAUCGACGUUAAGACUCUGGAAGGUUUGACUGUAAGAGCAGGAAGCACACUCCGCAUUCCCGCAACGAUACACGGCGUGCCCGUACCUACAGUACAGUGGAGCACUGCUGAUGGAAACGUUGUGGUAACAGAUGAACGCAUAACAUGCGACACUGACAACGUAUCAACACUUCUUACUAUAAGAAGUUCUUUGAGAUCAGACACGCAAGAAUACACGUUGACAGUGAAGAACGAUGCUGGAACAAAAUCCGCAGCCGUUCACGUAACUGUUUUGGACAAACCAGCAAUGCCAAUCGGACCGAUGAACAUUCUCGAAAUGACACCAGAAUACGCCAUCAUUUCUUGGAAUCCACCGAAGGACGACGGUGGCUCACCAAUAACAAACUAUGUUGUUGAAAAGAAAGACACUUCUAAACAAACAUGGGGAGUUGUGAGUUCGAAGAGCACAAGAAACAAAUGUAAAGUGCCGCGUCUUAUAUCAGGAAAGGAAUAUCUCUUCCGUGUCAGCGCAGAAAACAAGCACGGAGUCAGCGAUGCUCUUGAAUCGAAACCAGAGGUAGCUAAACACACAUUUGAUGUUCCGGAUUCUCCAGGCGUUCCAGAAGCCAGCGAAAUCACAGAGACUGGAUGCACCUUGCAUUGGUCGGCACCGGCUAGUGAUGGCGGAAGCACAAUUCUUGGUUACACUGUCGAAAGACUGGACAAGGAGAGUGGGCGAUGGGCUAAAGUCACACAUGAUCCUUUACUUGGAUUCACAAUGCGGGUUAAAGGUUUAUUUGAAGGAAGACUAUAUGCCUUCCGUGUUACUGCUGAGAACCACGCUGGAAUGAGCAAACCCUCUGAACAAUCUCCAUUUAUUAAAGCAUUGCGACCCAUGACAACCCCGGGAGCUCCAAUCAACCCCAAGGUUGCUGAUCACGAUUGUUCGUCAGCAACAUUGACUUGGAACAAACCACUUAAAGAUGGCGGUAGUGCUAUCACCGGAUAUUACGUUGAGUGCCAACGUAUGGAUAUAAAGCAGUCGGCUGAUGACCAGUCGGCCAAGGAAUGGGCACGAAUCAAUACUAAACUGAUUGAAAAAUGCGAAUUCCGCGCACCAGGCUUGAAAGAAAACAUUGAGUACAAGUUCCGAGUUCUUGCAGUGAAUGAGGUUGGCGAAGGCGAGCCUCGCGACAUCCCAGAAUCUACAAUCAUUAAGGAUGUUUUAGAAGAGCCAGAAAUUGAUCUCGAUGCGUUCAUGAUGUCCACAGUCACCUACAGAGUUGGACAAACUGUGAAGUUGACCGCUCGAAUUAAAGGACGUCCCGUACCAGAGGUAGAGUGGCUUAAGGAUGGCCAUGCUGUUGAUUUGAACAGAUACAAUGUUCAACGUACAGCAAUUGGAACAGAACUUACCGGUAAAGAAUCGGAGCGUUCCGACAGUGGUGUUUACACUCUGAAAGCCAAGAACUCAGCUGGCGAAAAAUCAGUAAAGAUUAAUGUCAAUGUUCUUGACAAGCCAGGAAUGUGCCGUAAUCUAAAAACCAGUUACAUCACCAAGAACUCGUGUGUACUGUCUUGGGACAACCCAGAAGAUAAUGGCGGCACAGACAUCAUAAACUUUAUCCUUGAAAUCAAAGAGCCGACUCUUCCCGGAUUCUCAUCCUUCGGAUGGACGAUUGUCAGCUCUGAAGGAACAAAGAAAAUGAUCAAAUGCACCAUCGUGGAGAACCAUGAGUAUUUCUUCCGAGUAUCCGCAGAAAACAAGUGUGGUGUUGGUCCAAGCCUAGAACUGAAAUCUCCUAUUACUGCAACGGAUCCUGCACAGGUCCCACAAUCACCAAGAGACAUUAAAGUAAUCACAACCACAAAGAACACCGUUGAAUUGGGUUGGAGCAAGCCGGAUUGGAACGGUGGAAGCCCCAUUAUCUCAUACCAAAUAGUUGUGAUGAAACGGGGUACAAAAGAUUGGAAAGAAGUGGAAACAAACAAGAAUGAAUGCCAAUGGAAACUUACCGACCUUGAAGAAGACGCGCAAUACAGAUUUGGAGUGAUGGCACGAAACAAGGCUGGUGUAAGCCAAGUGUGUGUCACAAAAGAUUACGUGACGGUUUGUGAAGAUGUCAUUAUGCCAACCGUCAAGAUUCUGACAACACAAACUAAGGGCGAGAUUCUUGUACGCGCUGGAACUGAUUUGAUUAUCCGUGCCUCGAUGGCUGGCCGACCCGCACCAGAUGCAGUGUGGAAAUUAGGUGAUGUUGAUCUUUUCAAAGUUGCCCGUACCAGCAUCAAAUCUACCGAAGAUGAAACACGUCUUACUAUUUCGAACGCGACCCGUGCCGACUGCGGCCACUACGUUGUUUCGGCUAGUAAUAGGAUUGGAAGUGACAGUGCAAGCGCCCAAGUUAAUGUCCUUGACAAACCAGGACCUUGCGUUGGCCCGAUUAAGAUCAUUUCACUGAACAAAGACCGUUGUACAGUUGCAUGGGAACCACCGACGGAUAAUGGCGGUUCUGAAAUUACCAACUACCAGCUUGAAAAGUGCGAGACGAGAAGGAUGGUUUGGUCAGUGGUCACUGCCUCCGUAACAGCAUGUGCAUACCCAGUGCCACGACUCCUUGAGGGCAACGAGUACAUUUUCCGAGUGAAGGCAGAAAACAAGAUGGGUGUCAGCCAAGCAAUUGAAUCCUCACCCGUUGUUGCGAAGAGUCCGUAUGACAAACCAGGAGCACCAGACGUUCCUGAAAUAACUAAGAUCGGAAAUGGAACAGCUACUGUAGCAUGGAAAGCACCUGAAAAGGAUGGCGGAAGAGACAUCUCCGGCUACUAUCUUGAAAAGCGUGAGAAGAAGGGUGUGCGAUGGUCGCCUUGCAAUACCAAGUCCACCAUGGAACGCCGCCUUAAUGUGGUUGGUUUAUCUAAUGGAUACGACUACCAAUUCCGAGUUGCAGCCGAAAACGAGAUGGGCGUCGGUCAACCAAGCGAACCAAGCAAGAUGGUCACAAUAAAAGAACCUACCGAAGUACCUGGACCACCAUCUAAUCCAAAGGUCGUUGAUACCACAAAGACCUCCGUCACACUGAAGUGGGCUGCACCUGCUUACGACGGUGGUACACGAAUCCUUGGAUACGUGGUUGAAUCCAGUGUCGAGGGUCUUGACGACUGGAGAAAAUGCAACGUUGGUGUGGGCACACCUAAGACUACGGAGUUUGUUGUAACCGGAUUGCGUCAAGAACAAACUUACGUUUUCCGAGUUGCUGCCGUCAACGAAGUCGGGCAAGGAAAAUAUGAAAGCGUUCCUGGUGCAGUAAAACCAGUUGAGAUUUUGGAAGAACCCGAAAUUGAUCUGGAUGCAGAUAUGCGCAAAAAUAUUGAAAUUAAGGCUGGGUCAACUCUUAGACUCUUAGCCAACAUCAGAGGACGUCCUAAGCCCAGUGUUAAGUGGACCAAGCAAGGAGCUACUUUAUCGCGUCGUGCAGAUGUUGAUGUUACAGAUUUGAAGACGACAUUGGUAGUACCUGACAGCACUCGUGAAGAUACCGGCAAAUACACCUUAACAGCAUCAAACGCAAAGGGCUCAAAAUCCAUCAAUAUCAACGUGAAAGUAUUGAAUACACCUGGACCAGUCAGCAACAUUAUUGUUAAAGACAUCAAGGCAACAUCGGCUCAAAUAUCUUGGACACCACCUGAUCUGGAUGGCGGCUCCGAAAUCAUCAACUAUGUUGUUGAACUUAAGGAGUCCGACAAGAAGACGUGGUCCGUAGCAACAACUGAAUGCCCAAAGACAGCAUUCCGUGUUACCAAGCUCGUUGAAGGCAAAGACUACUACUUCAGGAUCAAAGCCGAAAACAAAUACGGAGUUGGCGUUCCUGCUGAAAUCCCGAAACCUGUAAGAGCACGUCAUCCAAUAACUGAACCAGGUCCAGUCAAUAAGUUGAAAAUAACUGAUGUUACAAAAUCAACUGUUACCUUGACUUGGGUUCAACCAGACCAUACCGGAGGAAGCAAGAUCACUGGUUAUGUUAUUGAGCAUCAAGGAGAAGGAUCAACCAACUGGUCAGAGUACAGAACUGUAUCUGACACGACAGUGAGCGUGGUAAACUUGUCAAGUAAGAAAUACAAGUUCCAGGUUAAGGCAAGAAAUGAAGAACUUUCAGGUCCUCCGAGAGAGACAGAUGUUGUGGAUGUAAAGGAACCAGCUGAAGCUCCAAAAAUUACGAUUCCAAAGGAAGUCAAGGUUCGAUCAGGCAAGAAACUGGUCGUGGAAGCUGGAAUUACCGGCAAACCUCAUCCCGUAACUUACUGGAUGCGAAAGGGUGUUGAGUUGGUGGAAAGUGAGAAGUUAUUGAUACAGAAAACAUCAUCGACCGUAUCACUCACUAUUCCGAAGGCCGAACGACAUCAUUCUGAUGAAUACAUUAUAAGAGCCGAGAACGCUCAUGGAAAGAAACAAGGAACCGUCAAAGUUGAGGUUCUGGAUAGACCAGCACCUCCAACCGGACCUGUUGAAUUCAAAGACAUCAACAUCGACACUGUUACUCUACUCUGGAGCGCCCCCGAAGACGAUGGAGGUUGCCCAAUCACAAAUUAUAUUGUAGAACAAUCGGAGGCAGAUCACCCUGGUUUCAAAGUGAUCAGCAGCACCGUAUCAAGAACAACAUUAAGAGUCGGAAAACUAAACAAGGAUUCCGAAUACGUGUUCCGAAUCAAGGCUGAAAACAAAUGUGGAGUAAGUGAUGUACUUUCCUCUGCUAUGGUUAAGGCAACAUAUCCAUUCACGGUACCAGGAGUUCCAUGUAAUCUGGACGUGGUUAAGAUCGGAAAAGAAUCCGUGACUCUAUCAUGGGACGUUCCAGAAGUCGAUGGUGGCAAUCCAGUGCGCGGUUACAACAUUGAGAAGAAAGAGCUAAACAGUCUUUUGUGGACACCUGUAAACAAAUCUCUUGUAAAACGACGUGAAGUCGUAGAUAACACUUUGCUUGAGGGUAUUGAGUAUCAGUUCCGAGUUCAAGCAUGCAAUACUGCUGGAGCUGGCGCUUUCUGCAAGCCGACCGAACCACAAGUUGCAAGAGAUCAAUGUGAUGCACCAGGCAAGCCUGAUGUCAUUGAUGUCACUGACACAACUGUUGAGCUCGGAUGGACAGCUCCUCGAAGCGAUGGCGGAUCGAAGAUUGCAGGAUACAUCAUUGAAAAGCAAAAGCUACCAAGUGAAAAAUGGGUGCGCCAUAUUACAACCAGAGGGCCACAAACUGCUGUGGUUUUGGAAAACCUGGACGAAGGGGAAAGGUAUUGUUUCCGCAUCAUUGCCAAAACGGCAGUCGUUGUGUCGAAGCCAUCGGAACCAACAGAUGCCACCCUUGUGCGACAAGCCAUUGCAGCACCUGGCAUUGUACUCGAUGCAUCUUGCAAAGAUUUGCUCGAAGUAAGAGCAGGGCAAGAUAUUGUAAUCGAAGCUACAAUUGCCGGUAAGCCAAAACCAACCGCUGUGUGGAACCGUGCUGGUGGAGAACAAAUCAAACCUACAAGCGAUGGGUCGAUUGUGGUCGAGAAUGUGCUCAACCAGUCCAGGCUUAUAAUUCGAAGUUGCAAGCGAUCAGAUGCUGGCAGCUACGUGUUAACUUUAGAAAACACAAGCGGAUCUACUUCAGCCACUGCGAAAGUUCGAGUUCUUGACGUUCCUGGAAUGCCAGAAGGUCCAGCCAAGUUUUCCAACGUUCUUGCAGAUCGACUUAAGCUUACAUGGUCUCCACCCCUUGAGGAUGGUGGGGCAGCUAUCACUAACUACGUCGUUGAACGCCGUGAAACAUCUCGUCCAACUUGGGCAAUGGUCAGUGGCAGUGCGCAGAGCACCGAAUUGAGCGUGCAGAAGCUCAUACAAAAUCACGAAUACGAGUUCAGGAUUUCUGCAGAGAAUAAAUAUGGAAUCGGGCAAGCUUUGGUUACUCAGCCAGUUGUUGCAAAGAAUCCAUUCACUGUACCAUCUGCUGCCGAACCACCGAUUGUGUCUAAUGCAACGAAAGAAGGCAUGACUGUCGCAUGGAAGUCACCAUCUGAUGACGGUGGCAAACCAAUCAGUGGUUACUACCUGGAAAAGCGUGAGACUAAGGCUGUACAGUGGGCUAAAGUGAACCGACGACCAGUUUCGGAUCGUUCCAUCAAAGUAACUGGACUUAUUGAAUGUGCAGAGUAUGAAUUCCGGGUAGCUGCAGAAAAUGCGGCAGGCAUUGGAGCAUUUAGUGCACCAUCAACGCCAGCAACCGCCGACGAUCCUAAGUACCCACCAGGUCCUCCAGCUUUCCCUAAAGUCAUCGACACAACUCGAAGCACUGUCGAACUUUCUUGGGGCAAGCCAGCUUAUGACGGAGAUUCACCGAUCACAGGUUAUGUUGUGGAAAUGGCAAACCCGGAAAGUCCCGACAAGUUCGACCGCGUCGCAACCACACAUAUCACCAAGUACACAAUGACCAGCUUAUCAGAUGGACGAGAAUACCGAUUCAGGAUCAAGGCGGUAAACACUAUUGGUGAGUCGGAAGCCAGCGAGGUACCUGGAAGCGUUGCUCCUAAGGAUAUUUUGGAACCUCCAGCAAUUGAUCUGGAUGUUUCAAUGAUGAAAGCGUUGGUCAUCCGAGCUGGAAACACAAUUCGCUUGUACUGUGGACUGAAAGGACGUCCUGCACCACGUGCGAGCUGGGCCAAGCUUGGAGAUGAGCUUACAAUGAACAGAGUUGAAGUAAAAACAUCAGACUGGGACACGACAUUGAUGGUUCCAAACUGCAAUAGGGACGACUCUGGAAAGUACAUCCUGAACGUUGAAAACACCAGCGGUACUAAAUCUGCAACCGUUAUUGUUCGCGUUCAAGACACACCGGGGGCACCUGGACCAAUUGUGUUCAAAGAAGUGACUUUGGAAUCUGUUUCUAUGGCAUGGGAAGCUCCAAACAACGAUGGCGGUUCUGUUAUCACAGGAUAUGUCGUGGAGAAACGAGAGUCCACACGAAAAGCUUGGGCGACAGUCACUGCUCAGUGCUCGCGAACGUCAUGGACUAUUAACAAGUUGGAAGCUGGAAAGAGCUAUUUCUUUAGGGUCAUGGCUGAAAACGAGUACGGUGUUGGUGUUCCAUACGAGACUCCUGAACCAGUAAAGGUUACACAAGAACCUGGACCUGUUCAACGAUUAGAGGUUGUUGAGACGACCAAGUCAAGUGCCACUCUUAACUGGUUGAAGCCAAACCACGAUGGAGGAAGUCGGUUGAUUGGAUACAUCGUUGAAAUAGCGCCAAAGGAUACCGAUGACUGGGACGUUGCUGCUGAAGAUGUGAAAGUGCUCAGCUACAAGAUUACCGGUCUAAGCGACGGCAAGGAAUAUUCUAUUCGAGUAUCUGCUAAAAACCAAGCAGGAACUGGGCAACCAAGAGAAAGAAACCUUGUUGCCAGAGAUGAGACAACUCUUCCAUCCUUUGAUUUGACUGAACUACCAAACAUGACUUUCUUCGCACGAGAGGGAACGUCAGCCAAGUUGAAGCUUCCAGUACAAGGCGCUCCAAAACCUGAGAUUAAAUGGUCAAAGGACGACGAAGACUUGAAACAGGACACCAGGGUUUCCGUUGAAGACACACAGAUAUCAACUGUUGUCGUCAUCAAGGAAGUGAGAAAAGUGGACGCGGGAAAAUACUCAGUGGCCGCCACUAACGUUGUUGGGAAGAAGACCGCCAUCAUUAAGGUUGUUGUGGUUGGAAAACCAGGAGUUCCUCAUGGCCCGCUUCAAAUCAGCGACUUAACUGCUGAACAUGCAACGCUAACUUGGAAUGCGCCUAAAGACACUGGAGGUUCGGAAAUCACCAACUACAUUGUUGAGAAGCGUGAUAUCGCGACUGGUACAUGGUCGCUUGUGACGUCAUCAAUCGCCCGACCGACAUGCCGUGCAUCCGGUUUGAUUGGUGGCAACGAAUACACCUUCCGAGUAAUGGCAGAGAACCGAUUCGGUGUCAGUUCACCAUUGCUAUCCGAGACCGUUGUUGCAAAAUACCCAUUCAAUGUACCUUACGCUCCAGCCGCACCAGAAGUAACGUUAUGUAAGCGCGACUCAAUGAUGGUACAGUGGAAACCACCAAGAAAGGAUGGUGGUUCUCCAGUUACUGGAUACAUUGUAGAAAUCAAGGAACGCAACUCUAUUCUGUGGAAGAACUUGUGCAAAACUCACACAACAGAAUGUCGAGCCUUGAACCUUAACGAAGGGUUGGAGUAUCAGUUCCGUGUAUAUGCAUUGAACCAAGCUGGACAAUCCGAACCUUCUGACGCAUCUGCUGUUAAAUAUGCCCUUGAUCCUGUUGGGCCACCAUGUCGACCAAUCGUUUACGAUUCAACCAACGAGAGUAUUUCUGUUCGUUGGGAAGCACCAAAGUUCGAUGGCGGGCACCGCAUUGUAGGUUACGACGUUGAGCGUUUGAAUCUGCCUGGAAAGAACUGGGUUCGAUGCAAUGUUGGAAAUAUAUCAGCAACAAAUUUCGAAGUUACAAAUCUUACACCGGGCAGUAGAUACGACUUCCGUGUACGCGCUAAAAAUUCCGCGGGAUCCGUUUCUGAACCGUCAGAGACAACAGGAGCCACCGUAUGCAAAGAGGAAUAUGAACCUGCGAGUGUCUCACUGGAUUUGGCUCUAAUGGACGGUUUAGUUGUUCGUGCUGGUGAAGACGUACAGCUUCACGGAAUAACUGAAGGCAAACCGCUACCAAAAGUAACUUGGUCAUUAAACGAGAAGGAGCUCAGAGAUACUGAUGACAUCAAGAUAGAGAGAUCAAUUGCCCAAGCAACGCUCACAAUUAAGAAUGUCAGAUUGGUCAAUGGUGGAAAUUACACAGUCACCGCUUCAAACCAUUAUGGAUCAAAGUCAGCAACUUGUCGCGUACAAGUACUUGACAAACCUGGAGCCGUUACCGCACCUGUUAAGAUCACCGGAAUGACUGCAGCCAAAUGCAAGCUUUCCUGGGGAGCGCCACAAAACAACGGUGGAAGCACAAUCACUAAUUACGUUGUGGAAAAGAGAGAAACCAGCCGUCUGUUAUGGACUUCGGUUGGAGACGCUGGUAUGCAUUGCGAAAUGAACUGCCAGAAGCUCAUCACAGGCAACGAGUAUAUCUUCCGAGUAUCUGCUCAGAAUAAAUACGGAGUUGGCCCGCCCACCGAAUCGCAAGCAGUUGUAUGCAAAAAUCCAUUCGAUGCACCAGGCGCUCCUGGCAAGCCAACCGUUACUAAGUCUACAAAGACCACCAUGACUGUGACCUGGGACAGACCAGAGUCGGACGGCGGUAGUGAGAUUCUUGGAUAUUAUUUGGAACGCCAUCACAAGAAAGGAUUGAAGUGGAUUAGAUGCAACCACGAACCGAUUCGGGAAAACAGACACAGGGUAACUGGACUCACAGAAGAUUAUGAGUACGAAUACAGAGUAUCCGCUGAAAACAAGGGAGGCGUUGGACCAUUGAGUGAUGUAUCUUGUACCACAAUAGCCAGGGAUCCCAUAUACGAACCAGGUGUACCGGGCGCCCCACGAGUCACUGAUACCACGAAAACUUCGAUCAGCUUGGCUUGGUCCAAACCAACACAUGACGGUGGAGCUCCAGUGUCCGGUUACGUGGUCGAGAUGGCUAAGGAAGAUGGCGACGAUUUCGAAGUUGUCAGUGGAGCUCAACCCAUUGGAUCGCCAGAGUUUGUGGUCACUAGCUUGAUGUCCGACUUAAAGUACAAGUUCCGUGUACGAGCCGUUAACGAAGCCGGCAAAUCGGAGCCAAGUUCGGAAACCGAGGCCACUAACCCGGUUGAGAUCAUUGAGCCGCCAGCUUAUGAAUUAGACGCUGAUAUGAAACAAGCACUCACAGUAAGAUCCGGAGGUUCUAUUCGAUUAUUCGUAACUAUUAAAGGACGACCAACACCGACUGCCACUUGGACUAAGGAGGGCGGUUUGGACACAGAUAGAACAGACAUUGAUACAACUUCGUCAUACAGCCUUCUUGUGGUAAAUAAUUGCAACCGACACGACGCUGGAAAAUACGAGUUGGUGAUCGAAAACACAGCUGGUUCAAAGGUUGUUGCUGUGAAUGUUAAGGUUUUGGAUUCACCAGGGCCAGUACAGAAUCUUGGAGUUCAAGAUGUGACACGAAGCACUGCCUUUAUAAUGUGGGAUACACCCAAAUCUGAUGGCGGCGCAGUUGUCUCAAACUACAUCGUUGAGAGGCGCUUGUCGACAAGAAAAGCGUGGACCACGGUAUCGACUGAAGUAAACCGCGAGUCCUACAAAGUCACAGGACUCCAAGAAGGCGAGCAAUACUUCUUCCGUGUGCUUGCUGAGAACAAAUACGGAAUUGGCGAGCCUGCUGAGACCCGCGAGGUCGCUAAAACAGCAGAGGUUCCAGGAGCUCCCAAAUCAUUGGACUUGACCGACAUCAGCAAAACGACUGCGUCCUUGGUGUGGACCAAGCCAGACUCUGAUGGAGGAAGUCCUAUCACUUCAUACUUGCUUGAGCUUCAACGUGUUGGAAUGGAAACCUGGAUUACUAAAUCUACUACAAGCGCAAUGAAGGCAACCAUCAACGAUUUGAACGAAGGAGCCGAAUACAAUUUCCGAGUUCGAGCUAAAAAUACGAUCGGUGCUGGCGAACCUACCCAGACGUUGCAUUCAGUUGUUGCGAAGGACGAUAUUAUCAAACCAGGAGUUGACCUUAGAGAUCUAUACAUGGGCACAAUAACAGCUAAAGCUGGGACCAAUGUCCGCAUUAAAGUUCCAUUGAUCGGCAAACCGUUACCUACUGCUCAGUGGAAACGAAACGAAGAAACCGUACGUGAGACACAACGUGUCAACACCGACUUGGGCGAUGGUUGCACAAUAUUAAACAUCAAGGAUUGUCAACGUACUGACGCUGGAACAUACGACAUAGUUGUCAAAAAUGCUGCUGGCAGUAAAACAGUGCCGCUUAAGCUGACCGUGUUUGAUCGUCCAAGCAUGCCACGAGGCCCGAUCGAGUUUACCAACGUAACGGCUGAUGCACUAAAUAUGUCUUGGCAAGUACCCGAGCAAGAUGGUGGCGCACAAAUCAACAACUAUGUCGUCAUGAGUCGCGAAAAAGAAAGUGAUAAAUGGAUAGAAAUCGCUGGAUCCGUGGCGAGAACUUCGCUUAAGGUGGGUCGCCUCACUCGGGAUCAGGAAUAUAUUUUCAGAGUGUUUGCUGAGAAUAGAUUUGGUCGAUCCGAACCGUUGGAUUCGAAAGCAAUUCUUGUAGAAUAUCCAUUCAAACGACCCGGUAUGCCUGGUCAACCUGAAGUGGCGAAAUGCACACGAGAUACGGUGACGCUGACUUGGGAUGCGCCUACAAGUGACGGUGGUGACAAGAUAUUCGCCUACCAUGUCGAAAAGAAAGACAGGAACGCCAUUUUGUGGACACCAGCAACCAGAGCUCCUGCUAAAGACACUUCGCUCAAGAUCACUGCUUUGACCGAGAAUUUGGAAUACCAAUUUCGAGUUUGCGCGGAGAAUUUGGCAGGUGUUGGAAAGUUCAGUCGAGCAUCUGAGUCAAACAUAUGCAGAGACAGCGUUGACAAGCCAGGCCGUCCAAAUAUUCUUGAAGUUGGACGCAAUUCCGUGUCUUUGGAAUGGGCCAAGCCAGAAUACGAUGGUGGUGCCAAGAUUACUGGAUACACAAUUGAAAGGCGUGAACUACCAGAUGGCCGAUGGUUGAAAUGUAACUUCAGCAAUGUGAUCGACACGCAGUUCAAUGUUACCGGACUUACAGAAGAGAAAGAUUAUAUUUUCCGAAUCUUCGCGAAGAACGCGGCCGGUGCUGUUUCUGAGGCAUCAGAUUUAUCUGAAGCGAUAACUUGCAAGGAUGAAAUCUCACCACCACGUGUAGAAUUUGACGCAAAAUUGCGUGAUGUUCUCACUGUGAAAGCAGGCGACAACGUGAAGCUUGAAGCUAAGAUUUCUGGCAAACCGUUCCCAUCAGUCCGAUGGAGCAAGGCUGGCGAGCCACUUGAGGAUAGCAACUUGCUCAACAUUAUCAACGCAGAUUCCACCAGUGUGGUUCACAUACGGGACUGCAGACGUACAGAUUCUGGCCAAUACACUAUCGACCUAAAGAACAUAGCUGGCAGCAGGAGCUUGACGGUUAGCUUAAAGGUUCUUGACAGACCUGGACCUCCAGAAAACGUCACGGUUGCUGACGUCACUUCAAGUCGGGCAAAGAUCACGUGGUAUGCACCACGUGACGACGGUGGUGCUCACGUGACACACUACGUCAUUGAAAAACGUGAAACCAGCCGCUUAGCAUGGACGCUUGUAUCAAACCAGGCCGAAGGAACCAGCUUCCGAGUUUCAAACCUUUUGGAACACAAUGAAUACAUCUUCCGAGUUAUGGGCGUAAACAAGUACGGACAAGGUGAAGCAGCCGAGUCUCAACCGCUGAAGGCCGAGAACCCAUUCACCUUACCUGGAAAGCCUUCCCAACCCGAAGUGUGCAAUGUAACCAGGGAUUCAUGUGUGCUGACUUGGACUAGACCUAUCACCGAUGGUGGAUCGGAAAUCACUAACUACAUUCUCGAGAAGAGAGAAAGGAGAGGAACUCGCUGGGUUCGUGCAACAAGGAAAAACAUAACUGAAUGUCGUUUCCGACUGACGGGUCUUCCUGAGAAUUCAGAAAUUGAGUUCCGAGUUGCAGCUGAGAAUGCGGCAGGCACUGGUGAACCAUCUGAUGCUAGUAGUUAUACAACUAUUGUGGAUCCAAUAUAUCCACCGGGACCACCCUCGAAUCCGAAAACCACCGAAACUACGCGAAAGAGUGCGACUGUUUCGUGGGGCAAACCAAUGUAUGACGGUGGAAGUGAAAUCACAGGUUACGCAGUUCAGUAUGCUGAGGUGAAGGGCGAAGUCGAGAUUGAAGAGGACGCUUGGAUCAAAUGUCCCCUCCCAGCCCGUUAUUCACUUACAGAGUACACCGUAUGCGACUUGGUUGAAAACCGAGAGUAUCGCCUUCGUAUUGCUGCUGUUAACAACGCUGGGGUUGGAGAGUUUGCUUUGGUCGCUGGAAAGGUAGUUGCUAAAGAUAUCCUGAUGGCUCCCGAUAUUGAAAUUGACGCCAGUUUGCGACAAGCACUGAAGGUUAAAGCUGGAAAUUCGAUUCGACUAUUUUCAACUUACCGAGGAAGUCCCGCUCCAAUGGUUACAUGGAGGAAAGACGAAGGGAAAUUACCUGAUCUUUGCCACGUUGAUACCACAGAUUCAACUACUCUGUUGUUGAUUGAAGAUUCUACUAGAAAUGACAGUGGACAGUACAGCCUAGCCCUCGAAAACAGCGCUGGAUCAAAAACAGUGACUGUUAAUGUCGUGGUGUUGGAUACUCCAUCUGCACCUACAGCGCUUGCUGCAAAGGAUGUUACCAAAGAGUCAGUAACUCUUACUUGGUCGCCGCCUGCUAACAAUGGUGGGAGCGUGGUGCAACAUUACAUUGUUGAAAAGAAGGAAACAACCAAAAAAGCUUGGGCUACCGUCACAAUGACUUGUGUCAGAAACACAUUCAAGGUUUUGAACCUUAAUGAAGGCAUGAGCUACUAUUUCCGAGUUAUGGCUGAGAACGAGUACGGUAUUGGUGCAGCCUGUGAGACACCGGGUGCUAUCAAGGCAUCGGAAGUACCAAGCGCGCCAGGCAGGUUGGAGGUUACACAAACCACUUCUAACAGUGUGUCCUUGGCAUGGACCAAACCAGAUACCGACGGUGGAAGCAAAGUUACAGGCUAUCUUAUCGAGUACAGAGAAGCCAGUGCUGAAAGCUGGAAACAAGCGGCACAGGUUAAGACAAUUGCCGAUACAGUAACACGAUUAUCGGAGGGCAAAGAGUAUUACUUCAGAGUGAAAGCGCUCAACGAGAACGGCUUGGGCGACCAUCGUGAAAUACUACAACCUGUCGUAGUCCGUGAUGAGGUUGAAGCAGCUGAGAUUGACAUGGGAGGUCUUUCAAACCUUGCAUUCUACGCAAAGAAAGGAGACGACCUUAAAGCUAAAGUCGCCCUUCGUGGAAAACCUCUACCAGUUGCAGUAUGGAAGCGAGAUAGCGCUGACUUGCGACAAACCAGUCGUGUUAAUGUCGAUGCUUUCGGAAAUUAUUCUUUACUUACCAUUAAAGACUGCAUUGUUGAUGAUGCUGGUGUUUACGAGAUCAUUGCUACGAACCCGCUUGCCAAAGUGAACGCCCAAGUUCAGAUCGUAAUUUACGAUAAACCAGGUGCUCCUCAAGGACCUGUUCGAUUCGACAAAGUCACGGCAGACUCCAUUACCUUGUCAUGGGAAGCUCCAAAAGUCACUGGCGGAUGCCAAAUAUCAAGUUACAUCGUUGAGAAGCGUGAAGCCACCAGUACUGUAUGGACCAUGGUAUCGGCUGCAUGUGCACGCAACACGGUCAAAGCCACCAAGCUUGUUGCUGGAACCGAAUACGUCUUCCGCAUCAAAGCAGAAAAUCGAUUCGGUGUUGGACCAAUGCUCACCUCCGAGCCUGUAACGGCACAACAUCCUUACAAGACACCAGGUACACCAACUCAGCCACAGAUCUGCAGAGUUACGAAAGAUUCCGUCACUUUACGAUGGAGCGAACCAGUCAACGAUGGUGGUUCGCCGAUCACUGGAUAUCACAUGGAACACAAGGACAGGAACUCUAUCUUAUGGAUGAAAACCAACAAAACGACGAUUUCGGAGACGGAAUACCGCGCUAGUGGUUUGGACCAAGGCCUCGAGUACGAGUUCCGCGUGUACGCUGAAAAUGCUGCUGGCAUAAGCAAGGCAAGCAGGCCAUCCGAGCUUGCACAUUGUCGCGAUCCGAUUGACCCACCAGGAAAGCCAGAAGCAUUGCAGGUUGGCGGACGAUAUGUAACUAUUGAAUGGACAAAAUCAAUGUAUGAUGGUGGAAGCAAGCUGAUUGGCUACAACGUCGAAAAACGCGAACUCCCAGACGGUCGAUGGCUCAAGGCAAAUUACGGCAACGUUUCUGAGACACAUUUCAAGGUCGACGGACUUUCUGAAAACCGAAAAUACGAGUUCAGAGUGUUCGCUAAGAACGCUAUCGGCUCGGUGUCUGAACCAUCCGAAAUUUCGUCGCCAAUUCUUUGCCGGGACGAGUUGGAGCCACCAAGUUUGGAAUAUGACCAGUCGCUCCGAGAUACGCAGGUUGUGCGUGCUGGAGACACGGCCAAGUUUACGAUCCGAGUUUACGGCAAGCCUUCUCCAUCUGUGAGGUGGUGUAGAGAUGGCCGGGACAUUGACCAAUCACCACGUGUUAAGUUCGAUCAUUCAACUACUCAUACAACAUUAACUAUUGGAGAUACUACAAGGAACGACACUGGACAAUAUACUUUACUUCUUUCCAACGAUGCCGGUGAGCGUUCUUUGGCAAUCCAGCUCAAAGUGCUUGAUAUUCCCGGCCCAGUAAGACACUUGGCUGUUGAAGAUAUCACCGCCACCAAAUGUACAGUGACAUGGGAUCCACCUUGCGCCGAUGGUGGAAGCAACAUCACAAACUACAUUGUCGAAAAACGCCAGACGAGCCGUAUCACUUGGACACAGAUCGCUUCUGAUAUCCAAGCUAGAUACAUUAAAGUUGGACAUUUGAUGAAAGAUAACGAAUACAUAUUCAGAGUACGAGCCGAGAACAAGUUUGGUCUUGGUGAUGUUACGGAAUCGACACCUAUUGUGACAAAGAACCCGUUCAAGGUACCUGAUUCACCAAGCAAUCUUCAGAUUUCAAAUGUUAAUAGGAAGAGUCUUAUUCUAACAUGGGAUCGCCCCACUGAAGACGGCGGCUCUGAGGUUACCAACUACGUCGUCGAAAAGAGAGAGAAGCUUGGUUCGAAAUGGUUCCGAGUCACUUCAAGACAAAUCGAAGAAUGCCGAUUGAAAAUCACUGGCUUGCAGGAAGGGCAGGAGUACGAGUUCCAAGUCAUGGCCGAAAACGCUGAAGGAGUGAGUCAGCCAAGUGCCAGCUCUGAAUCUGUCGUACUUCGGGAUCCGAUUUAUCCGCCUGGAGAGCCAAGAACUGUAAAAGUAACUGACACGACAAGGAGCUCCAUAAGUUUGUCUUGGUCGGCACCGACAUUCGACGGUGGUAGUGAUAUCACAGGUUAUACUGUUGAGAUUUUGCCUGAAGAUGCUGAAACCGAAGACUGGUUGGCUUGCACAUCAAGCUCCGGAUCUAUCAGCACCCAGUACACUAUCACUGGCCUGCAGGGCGAGAAAUUGUACAAGAUUCGCGUACGAGCAGUGAACGCAGGCGGAUCAAGCGAACCGGCUCAGUUGGCCACUGCUGUGCAACCCAAGGAUGUAUUGAUUGAGCCUGAGAUUGAAGUCGAUGCCGAUGUCGGACAGUUUGUGUCCGUUCGUGCUGGAGGUACCAUCCGACUCUUCAGUAUUAUUAGAGGCCGACCAACACCAACUGCUAAAUGGUCGAAACUUGACGGCCAGAUAAACGAAAUGGCUCAAAUUGAAACUACGGUUUAUUCAACGCUUCUGCUGAUCAACAACUGCUCAAGAAGUGAUGCUGGACGAUAUGUGCUUACCCUGGAGAAUUCAUCAGGAACUAAAACUGUGUCGAUCACUGUUAAAGUUCUUGAUACGCCAGGAGCUGUAAAGAACCUUAAAGUUACUGAAGUUACUCGGGACCAUGCUGUUAUAUCUUGGGAGAUGCCAGAACUUGACGGCGGCUCCGUUGUCAGUAACUACCUGAUACAGAAGCGAGAGACAACACGCAAGGCCUUCCAGGCUGUGGGAAGCACCCCACACAGAACAAGUUUCAAAAUCACCGGACUUGUUGAGGGGGAUUCAUACUUCUUCAGAGUUUUGGCUGAAAACGAGUACGGCAUUGGUGUACCAUGCGAGACCACACAAGCAGUUAAGAUCUCAGAGGUUCCAAGCUUGCCAGAACAAGUAGAAGUCAGCGAUAUAACCAACACAUCUGCAACUCUAUCUUGGACUAAACCAGAACACGACGGUGGAAGUCCUAUUACAGGGUAUGUGGUGGAGCAUAUGCAGAAGGGUGGCUUCGAAUCUUGGACCGUCGGUGGUUCGACGAAGAACAUGAAGCUUGUUGUUGGAAAACUUAACACUGGAAAAGAUUACGUGUUCCGAGUUCGUGCCCAGAACGAUGUUGGCAUCUCAGACGGUCGGGAAACAAACACCGUGAAUAUUCGUGAGCUUCUCAUCGCUCCCAAUGUUGAUACAAGCAAGAUAUUUAACAACACUGUAUGCGAGAAGGUGGGAACCAAUAUUCAUAUCAAGGUCCCUUAUUCGGGAAUACCGACACCAACUGCACAGUUCUUGCGAAAUGGAGAACCAUUGAAGCAGACCAGUAGAGUCAACUCUGUUACUUCCGACGGAGUUGCAAAGCUCAAUAUCGGAGAAGUAACCCGAAAGGAUGCCGGUGAAUACGAGCUUGUUGUUAAGAAUUCAGUCGGUACAAAGACUGCUACUCUGCGUGUUGUCGUCAUGGAAAAACCAGGACCACCAACCGGACCCAUGGAGAUAAAGGACGUAUCUGCAGAGAGCAUCACCGUUGCAUGGGCAGCACCAGAAGAAGACGGAGGAACUCCAGUCACACAUUACACACUCGAGAAACUGGAUAGUAAUAUCGGGUGGACAGAAGUAUCUGGAUUCGUAGUUCGAACAUCGCAGAAAGUCACCAGACUCACAACUGGACAGGAAUACGUAUUCAGAGUUAAAGCAGCAAACAAGUUUGGUUUGAGUGAUCCACUUGAUUCUCAACCUAUCAUGGCCCGUCAUCCAUUCAACAAACCAGGCGUACCAAGUCCACCACAGAUAGUGUCGGUAACCAGUGAUUCUAUAGUAAUCAGCUGGCAAGAGCCAACCAACGAUGGUGGUUCCGCCAUUUUAGGUUACCAUGUCGAACGCAAGGACAGAAACUCAAUCAUGUGGACGAAGGCAAACAGCUACAUCGUGCGGGAUACAACGUUCAAAUGCGGAAACCUUUCACAAGGUCUCAGUUACGAGUUCAGAGUGACCGCUGAGAAUUUGGCUGGCAUGGGCAAAACAAGCAAGACAUCAGACGCAGUGAUCACACGCGACCCGAUCGAACCACCACGUGACGUGCACGUUACUAGAGUCAACAGAACCAACAUCACAUUACAAUGGCGACGACCAGAGUACGAUGGCGGCAGCAAGGUUACCGGAUAUAUCAUUGAAAAAGCGGACGUACCUAACGGUAGAUGGAUGAAAUGCAACUUUAACAAAGUAAUCGAUCAGACGUUCGAAGCUGAUGGUCUCAUCGAAGGAAAAACUUACGAGUUUAGAGUCAUCGCACAAAAUGCAGCGGGUAGCGUCAGCAAGCCGUCCGAAUCCACUGGAUCUGUAACUGCACGAGAUGAAGUUGAACCAGCAAGCGUGGAUGUCGAUGCCCAAUACCGCGACGUUGUUUGCGUUAAGGCUGGAGAAACUUUCACACUUAAAACACACAUCAACGGCAAACCAGUUCCUACUGUUUCGUGGGAGAAAGACGGAAAGGAAUUCGUUUCUGGACCUCGCAUCAGUAUUCUUACAACAGAUGUAACAUCCAACGUUACUGUAAAAGAUUGUCGCAGAACCGACAGUGGAACUUAUACAAUCAAGGUACACAACGCUGCAGGUGAACGAUCUAUCGGUAUCAACGUACGAGUGCUGGAUACACCAGGCGUGUGCGAGUCGGUAACGGUGACCGGUGUUACAGCCGAAAAGUGCUCUUUGUCUUGGCAGCCACCGAAACUAAAUGGAGGCGCAAAGAUCACUGGAUACACGAUUGAGAAGCGUGAAACAUCUCGCUUGGCGUGGACAGUGGUGGUUUAUGGCACAGAACUCACACAGCACAAAGUAACUGGCUUGAUCAGAGGAAACGAAUACAUAUUCCGAAUCAGAGCAGAAAACAAGUUUGGACUUGGCGAUCAUGCUGAAACAGAUGCAGUUGCUGCUGUUGAUCCGUUUGUUGCUCCGGAUGCUCCUGGAGCACCAGAAGUAUCAAAUGUUAUGAAAAACAGCUGUACUGUGAUGUGGACGAGGCCAGAAUCGGAUGGCGGUGCCGAAAUAGCGGGUUACAUCGUUGAAAGACGAGAGAAGAACUCUGCAAGAUGGCACCGAGUCAACCGAAGACUCGUAUCCGAUCUUCGAUCAAGGGUCACUGAACUCAAGGAAGGAAGCGAGGUUGAGUUCAGGGUUUACGCUGAAAAUCGUGCUGGAGUUGGUCAAGCAAGCGAGUCGUCAGGAUUUGUAAAACUAAUGGAUCCUAUAUACGUACCAGAAGCACCUGGAAUUCCACGAGUUACAGACAGCACAAAAUCUUCUGUUUCUCUGCGAUGGACGAGACCUAUGUAUGAUGGUGGUGCUGAUAUUAUUGGUUAUUCUGUUGAAUAUGCUGAAGUAUCAGAAAAGGAAGAAGACGAAGAUUUUGACCAAGAAGCUGUUGUGUGGGGCAAAGCCGUUGACAAGACUUGUCUUAGAAACACAGCAUACACCAUUACUGGACUUGUGCAAAACAAGAGCUACCGCUUCCGCGUGUGUGCUCAUAACAGCUUGGGUGCUUCUGCCCCGGCGAUAACUGCAACCAAGGUAGUGCCGGUGGAAAGGUUUGAACCACCAACCUUCGGGCCAGACACUGAUCUUAGAAAAACGUUAUCUGUCAGAGCUGGUGGAUCUGUUCGACUUGCUGUUCCAAUCAUUGGACGACCAGCACCUAGUGUGUCUUGGUCAAGAACACAUAACGGUUUGAAGGAGCGCGCAAUUAUCGAUACAACUGAUACUAUGACCACUUUGCUUAUUGAAAAUGUGACCAGAGACGAUACGGCCAAAUACACACUCACACUUUCCAACCAAAGCGGAACCAUUGCUGCCAGUGUUAUGGUCAAAGUACUUGAUACGCCAGCAGCACCUGAAGAACUUGCGAUUACCGGCAUGUCAAAGAGUGCGAUUUCCGUAUCUUGGAAAGCACCGGAGAUCGAUGGCGGAAGUAACAUCACCAACUACAUUCUUGAACGAAGAGAAGCCACCAAGAAAGCGUGGUCUACAGUGGAAACCGCUUGCGCACGAACGUCGUACAAAUUCACCAAACUCAAUGAAGGGUUCCGAUACUACUUCAGAGUGAUGGCAGAAAACGAAUACGGCGUCGGAGCACCGGCACAGACCGAGCAUCCAGUCAGAGCAUCAGAAGAGCCAGGCCCGCCAAAGUCAAUCCAAUGCACCGAUAUUACAAAAGACAGUGUGUCAUUGCAGUGGCAGAAGCCUGACUACGAUGGUGGAAGCGAAAUUCUUGAUUACACGAUUGAACAACAGCUCAAAGGAUUUGAUCAAUGGACCAAGGUCAAGGUAGUCAAGGCAUCGCUUCACAACUACGUGGUAACACAUUUGAAUGAGAACCAACAAUACACCUUCCGUGUUUCGGCAAGAAACGAUACAGGAACUAGUCCAUCGACAGAGCUGUCAGGAUACGUUCUUGUUGUUACUCAAACUGCACCACCGGAUGCGGAAUUAGGUGGUUUUAGCCAAAAACUUGUUGAAGGGAAGGCUGGUACUACCAUUCAAGCUUCAAUUGUAAUCAAAGGUAAACCAGCACCUACAACCGAAUGGAAACGUGAAGGUGAAGAGCUCAAGAUGACCAGCAGAAACAACUAUGAAACUGUUGGAAAUCAAGCGGUUCUUACAAUUAAGGACGCAGAACUGAAAGAUGCAGGCAACUACCAACUGCUCUUGGAAAAUAGCGUUGGAAGCAAGACAAUCCCUGUCGUUGUUCGAGUUCUUGAUAAGCCGGGUGCUCCGAAGGGUCCAGUUGAGUUCUCAGGAGUGACUUCAGAUUCGCUUGUCCUGUCAUGGAGUUCUCCUGAAGCUGAUGGUGGUGCCGCGGUCAACAACUAUAUUGUUGAUAUGAGGGAAACAUCAGGUGAUGCAACUGAAUGGAGAAUGAUAUCGGGAUCGACAGCAAGAAAUUCUCUGAAGGUGACAAGACUUAUACCAGGAAUGGAUUAUGCUUUCCGAAUCCGAGCCGAGAACCGAUUUGGAAUCGGAAAAGGUUUGGAAUCUGGUUCCAUCAAGGCUCAGUUUCCAUUCAAGACACCUGGGUCGCCAAGUGCACCAACUAUCAUUGCUACUACACGUGAGACUAUGACCAUCAAAUGGGAAGCACCGAUGAAUGACGGCGGUUCGAAGAUUCUGGGCUAUCACAUCGAAAAGAAGGACAGAAACUCUAUCUUGUGGAUGAAGUGCAGCAAAACCUUGCUCUCCAGUACAGAGUACAAAAUCACCAACUUACAAGAAGGUCUUGAAUACGAGUUCCGCGUGUAUGCAGAGAAUGCUGCAGGUUGUGGAAAGACAAGCAAGCCAUCUGACUCUGCUGUUGCGCGAGAUUCAGUCGAUCCGCCACAAGAUAUAGAAGUCGUUGGAAUCACCAGGAAUUCAGCUCAUAUACAAUGGAAGAAGCCAGAGUAUGAUGGUGGAUCCAGGGUAACUGGUUACAUCAUUGAGCGAAUGGAGGUUCCAGCUGGCCGAUGGCUCAAAUGUAACUUUAGCAACGUGUCGAUCACCAACUUUAACAUUGAAGGCCUAACUGAAGGAACGAAAUAUCAAUUCCGAGUUUGCGCCAAGAACGCAGCGGGUGCUGUAAGCAUUCCAUGUAUGACUAUACUACCUGUGCUUAUCAAGGACGAUUUACAACCACCCACAAUUGACAUGGACGCAAGGUUUGCUGAGCUGAUAACUGUACGAGCUGGCAGAACUAUUAAGCUUGAAGCUGGUAUUCGUGGCAAGCCGACGCCAACAAUCACAUGGAAGAAAGACGAACAGGAGUUUAAAACAACCGGGCGAAUUGUUAUCAGAAAUACCGACAUCUCGUCCUGCUUGGAAAUCAGUGAUGCAGAUAAAGAAGACACAGCUACUUACUCGCUCACUGUCCAGAACUUUGGUGGUUCUCGCUCACUAUCAAUUCAAGUCAAAGUACUUGACAAGCCAGGAGCUCCUACAGGACCUGUACAAGUAACCGGUAUCACAGCUGAGAAGUGUACGAUCAAGUGGAGUCCACCUAAGCGUGAUGGAGGAGCACCGAUCACUAACUACGUUGUUGAGAAGCGUGAAACCAGUCAUUUGGCGUGGGUGCUUGUAAACCCAAGCGUGGAGGGUACAAUGUGCAAAAUAAGCAAAAUGCUUGCUGGCAACGAGUACAUCUUCCGUGUACGAGCUGAGAACAAGUACGGAGUCGGUGACGCUCUUGAAUCCGAAGAAAUUCUUGCUAAGAAUCCAUUCUCAACGGCUUCUGCACCAACUUCAGUUGAAAUCACAUCAGUAAACAAUAACUCUGUUACCUUGGCAUGGGCUCGACCAAAGCAUGAUGGAGGCUCUGAAAUAUCAGGUUACGUUAUUGAGAAAAAAAUCAAAUCCGGACUUCGCUGGAUUAGAGCAAACAAAAAGCCCGUAUUAGAUAUGCGAUACAAGGUUCCAGAACUCAGCGAAAACCAAGAGUACGAAUUCCGAGUUUGCGCUGAAAACGCUGCUGGUACUGGACCGAUGAGCGAGGAAACACCGUAUGUUCUCAUCCAGGACCCGAAGUAUCCACCAGAAGCACCCAUUAACUUAAGAGUGGAAGACACAACAAAGUCUUCCGUCAGUUUAUCGUGGAUCCCGCCCACCUUCGAUGGAGGCAGUGAGGUUAUGGGUUACGUGGUUGAGAUGACAGUUACUAAGAAGCGACGAACACACUCACAGUCGUCCACAUCUACUGUUAUGACAACGACCACCAUUACUACUGUUGAUGGGGUAGAAGAAAUACUUGACGACGAGCAGCGACUUGACAUUCACCGAGAAUGGACUCAAGUAUCUGGCAAGACCCUUGUGCAAGACACGGAAUAUGUUGUAACUGGAUUGAAGGACAAGACCGAGUAUCUCUUCCGUGUAGCGGCUGUCAGUAAAGUUGGUACCGGGACAAAGGCUAUGCUGCGCAUGCCUGUCACGUGCGUUGAAAGGUUGGAAAUGCCAGAACUAGUCAUUGAUGAAACUGUUCGCCGAAAUGUCACUGUCAAAGCUGGAAACCAAGUUAGACUUAACCUUGGAUUCCGUGGUCGACCGGCACCGACGAUUACUUGGUCAAAGGCAGACACCAGUGCUGAAAACCUGAAACAGCGAGGAAUUGUAGAAACAACUCCGUAUACUACAUCACUUACAAUCAGCGACUCGACGAGGUUCGAUGCGGGCAGAUACAUGGUCACUGUGGAAAACAGCGAAGGAUCAAAGGACUUUGCAUACAACGUCAAAGUACUUGAUACUUCAGGACCAGUUACCGACUUGCAGGUGGUCGAAAUGACUCGUGACAGUGCAACCAUCAAGUGGACAACUCCCGAAAAUGACGGGUGCUCUGUGAUAACCAACUACGUUGUGCAAAAGCGAGAAUCAUCGCGCAAAGCUUGGACCACUGUUUCAAGCGAAUGUACAAGAAACACAUACAAGAUUACUGGUUUAACUGAAGGUGACACUUACAAGUUCAGAGUCAUGGCCGAAAACGCCCAAGGACUUGGUGUUCCUACAGAAACAUCCGAAGCCGUCAAGAUUUCAAUGAAACCAUCAAGUCCUGGAAAGAUCCAGCUUACCGAUGUCACUAAAUCAACAGUUUCGCUCGAGUGGACCAAACCUGAACACAACGGAGGAAGCGACAUCACCGGUUACGUUGUGGAGAUGGUACUUUCUGGAUUUGAAAAGUGGCAGCAGUGUGCGUCUGUGAAUGCUCUGUCGACCACCCUUAAAGGAUUGGAAGAAGGCCGUCAGUAUCAGUUCCGUGUUCGUGCAAAGAACGACAAGGGACUCAGCGACGCUGCGACUUUAAAUCAUAUCGUGACGAUCAAGGAUAUUGUUGAAGAGCCGAUUAUAAACCUACGGGAUCUACCGGUUGGAGGAAUCCACAGCAAAGCAGGAACAAGUAUCAAUAUUUCAAUCCCAGUUUCCGGCAAACCGAAGCCAGAAAUUUUGUGGAAGAAGAAUGGAGAGCCAAUCAAACAGACCACACGAGUUUCGACUGUGAGCUCUGCCAUUCAGACAUCCAUUUCUAUCAAAUCGUGCAAGCUUGAAGACUCUGGAAAAUACGAGAUCACAGCUACAAAUGCUUCCGGUACCGCAAAGGGUGUGUUAUCGAUUGCUGUAUUGGAUAAGCCGAGCAAAAUCACUGAUUUGUCCAUUGAGUCGGUGACCGAAAAUUCGGUUAGCCUUGUAUGGCAACCACCGCAAGAAGACGGAGGAUGCCAGAUUAGUAACUACGUUGUUCAAAUGCGAGAUGCCGAAUCUGACGUUUGGGUUGACUGCGCAGCUACUGCUGUACGACCAAGAAUAAAGGUGAACAAGCUCACAAUAGGAAAAGAAUAUCAAUUCCGUGUAUCGGCCGAAAACCGAUUCGGGUGCGGAGAAUUUGUCGCUUCCGAAAAGGUGUUGGUGAAAUAUCCUUUCAGCAAACCUGGACCACCGGGUAUUCCUAAAUCUACUUUGGUCUCGUCGGAUCACGUUGUUCUGCACUGGCACGAACCAGUUCACGACGGAGGAAGCCCAAUCAUUUCUUACCACGUUGAGAUGAAGGACCGAAACAGUAUCUUGUGGCGCAAGGUCAACCGAAUGGACGUUCGUGAGACCAGCUUCAAAGCAACGGGUCUUCAGCCAGGUCUUACAUACGAGUUCCGAGUUUAUGCUGAGAAUGCUGCAGGCUGUGGCAAACCAAGCCAAUCGUGCGACCCUGUUGUAGCCAGAGACCAAAUAUCAAGACCUCUGGCCGUAGAACCAACAGGUGUAACUCGAACGACAGUCGAUCUUGUUUGGAGGAAACCUGAAAACGAUGGUGGCGCAAGGAUUUCUGGAUAUGUGGUGGAACGAAGAGAGUUGCCAAGCGGACGAUGGCUUAAGUGCAACUUCAGUAACCUGAUUGAAUGCAAGUACACUGUCACAGGUUUGACUGAGAACAUCAGUUAUGAGUUCCAAGUCAUUGCGAAAAAUGCUGCUGGUUCCGUAUCAGAGCCAAGUGAACCAAGCGAACAAGUCACCUGCAAAGAUUCGUUCACCCCUCCACGACUCGACCUCAUGGGUAACUUAAAGGACACCAUUGUUGUUAAAGCUGGUGAGGCAAUCACUUUGGCAGCAUCCAUCUUUGGGAAGCCAUGCCCAACAGCCACUUGGAGCCGCAAUAACGUUGAACUUGACAACACACCAAAAACAGAGAUCACUGACACGGGAUCUACAACAACAUUAUCCAUCAAGGAUUCAACUCGGGAUGAUAGUGGCGACUAUGUUCUUCACUUGAAGAAUACUGCUGGUUCACGUUCUAUAUCGAUCACAGUUAAAGUACUAGACAAACCAGGGCAACCUAUCGGUCCUUUAGCUGUAAGCGAAGUUACAUCCGAAAAGUGCAGGUUGUCGUGGCGAACACCAGAAAACAACGGAGGUGCACCGGUUACACAUUACAACUUGGAAAAACGUGAAACAUCUCGUUUGGCUUGGACUCUUGUCGAAUCUGGUAUUGAGGGUGUUACCACCAAGGUUCACCGUCUUCUCAAAGGGAAUGAAUACAUCUUCCGUGUUAUUGCUGUUAACAAAUAUGGCCCAGGAGUGCCAUUGGAAUCAGUUCCUGUUACGGCAAAGGAUCCUUUUACUACACCGGGAGCGCCAGGGAAACCACAAGUCUCGACAGUGAUGAGAAAUUCAGCAGUCAUCACAUGGGCUCGCCCAAGCACCGAUGGUGGGAGCGAAAUCAACGGUUACCAUAUUGAACGGAAGGAACGAAACUCUUUGAGAUGGACUCGUGCAGUAAGACGAGCAGUACCAAGUCUGCACCACAAAGUUACAGGGUUGUCCGAAGGCGCGGAAUACGAGUUCCGUGUUUCAGCCGAAAACGCAGCGGGAAUUGGCCCGACUUCAGAAUGCAGUUCGCCUGUUCUUUGCAAGGAACCUGUCUACGUUCCUGGACCAACGGGUAUGCCAAAGGUUUUGGACACAACGAAACGAAGCGUAACUUUGGCUUGGGCAGCACCAUCAUUUGACGGUGGUUCGAAUGUCACAGGUUACCAGAUAGAGGUUUGCCAGAAGGACGCAGAUACUGAGGAAUGGGCCAAAUGUACACCACCAACUGGAAUCAAAACUACCGAAUUUACCGUACCAGACUUGCAGCAAAACAAGGAAUACAAGUUCCGAAUCUCUGCUUUAAACGUGUGUGGUAUUGGUGAAGCUGUUCAACUCCCAAUCGCAGUAGAGACCACCGACAGGCUCGAAGCUCCAGAAAUUUCUCCUGAUGGUGAUUUAAGAAAGAACCUUACGGUAAAAUCUGGCAGUCCAAUCACCUUGACUGUUCCGAUCCGCGGAAGACCAGUUCCUACAGUUCGAUGGAGCAAGGAAGGAGCACCAAGUGUUGGUGAAAGAACACAACUCGACACAACAGAAACUGGAACAACUCUGUUUAUACCUGAAUGCAAUCGAUCAGAUUCUGGAAAAUACACGCUUACAUUGGACAACAGCUCUGGUUCGACGUCGGCAAGCUGCUCAGUGAAGGUUCUAGAUACACCAGGCCCAUGCAAUAACCUUUCUGUAAAGGAUGUGACAAAAGACUAUGCAACUGCUGUGUGGGAACCUCCAACAAACGAUGGCGGAAGUCAUAUCACCAACUACAUUGUGGAAAAGAAAGAAACCGGCCGCAAAGCUUGGUCAACCAUUACAACCGGAUGCCAACGAACACACAUCAAGAUUAACUUGAGCGAAGGUUUAACUUACCUUUUCAGAGUGAUGGCAGAAAACGAAAACGGAAUUGGCGUUCCUGUUGAAACAAGUACACCAGUCAAAGCUACAGAAGUACCUGGUGCACCAGACCGUUUAGAAGUUGUCGAUGUGACGCGGUCAUCUGUUGCUUUACAGUGGAACAAGCCAGAGGUUGAUGGUGGUUCUAAGAUUCUCGGUUAUAUUAUCGAGUCAUUGGAAAAGGAUCAAAACAAAUGGGUGAAACGCAUAACUGUGAAAGAACCUUUGGCAAACAUUACAAACUUGAAAGAAGGACAAGAAUAUGCAUUCCGUGUUGUUUCACUAAAUGAAGUUGGUGCAUCAGAUCCACGAGAAGCAAGUUCCCUAGUUUUGGUUCGAGACACUUUUGUAGCGCCAUCAUUGGACUUGUCGCAGUUGCCCCACUCGGUUGCUCAUGUGAAAGCAGGAGAUAAUCUUGAUGUUCGCGUGCCGUAUACUGGCAAACCGAAACCUACGAUUAAAUGGGUAAAAGACAACGCCAAGGUACGAAUCACAAAGCGAGUUGACACUGACAGUGAUGAAGAAGGAAUUGCAAGCUUGAAAAUCCAAACCGUGACACAAGAAGACGCUGGUAUUUACGAACUUCAUGCAGAAAACCAAGGUGGAAAACGAUGCGCGAAGAUUUCAGUCAUUGUACUGGACAAACCUGGUGCAGUAGAAGAACUACAGACAUCAAAUGUGACAGAAUCAUCAGUUACACUGUCGUGGAAAGCACCAGCGUUUGAUGGCGGUUCGGCAAUCAGUUGCUACGUUGUUGAUCUGCGAACAUCGGAAGAAGCAGAAUGGAGAAUGGUUUCGUCAGCAAUUGUGCGAACAACAUUUAAAUGCACAAAACUCGACCUUGGAAAAGAAUAUACUUUCCGUGUUCGAGCGAUGAACCGAUUUGGACUUGGCCCUGUAUCUUGUACAGAACCAGUCACAAUCGAAUUGCCAUACAAGGUUCCUGGAGCACCAGCAGCUUGCACUGUUAGUUACGCCUGCAAAGACGCAAUGGUCGUGAAUUGGCAAGAGCCGGUAAAGGAUGGCGGUAAUCCAGUGAUUGGAUAUCAUCUGGAAGUGAAGGACAGGAACAGCAUUCUGUGGAAAAAGGCGAACCGUGGAAUUAUUCGAAGCACACACUACCGUGUCUUGGGACUUCAAGAAGGCUUGGAGUAUGAAUACCGUGUCAGCGCUGAAAACGCAGCUGGAGUUGGUAAACCAAGCAGACCAUCGGAAGCGGUGUUUGCUCGUGAUCCAGUCGAUAUACCACGUGAGGUUGAGGUAGUCGAUAUCACACGAUCUACUUGCCUUGUACGCUGGAAGAAACCAGAGUACGAUGGUGGCCAGAAGAUUGUCGGAUAUAACGUUGAAAAGAGAGAUCUACCUGCAGGUCGUUGGACCAAGGCUAGCUUCAACAUUAUUCCAGACAACGAGUAUCUGGUUACUGGAUUGAAUGGUGGAGCCGAGUAUGAGUUCCGCGUCCUUGCCAAGAACGCAGCUGGAAUCUUUAGUGAACCAUCAGCUAGUACAGGUGCCGUGAGAUGCGAAGAUGACUUCAGACCCCCAAGGAUUAAUCUCGAUGCGCAUUUGCUUGACGAAGUGACCGUAUCUGCAGGAUCAACUCUGCGUCUACACGCCGGUAUUUCAGGUAAACCAGAGCCAGCAAUCACAUGGUCUCUUAACGGAAAGGACAUUAGAGAAGAUCUUCGUCAUAUCAUUGACACGACUAUCGACCACUGCAGCAUUCUCAUUAAAGAUUGCUCCAAAGCAGACUCUGGUGUGUUUACAAUCAGCGCAAAGAAUGCGUGUGGCGAGAAGGCGGCCAACAUCAAAGUCCUUGUGCUCGACAAACCAGGAUCACCUACAGGCCCAGUGAAGUUUUCAAGAAUUUCUGAUUCAAGAGUUACUUGCUCGUGGGAAGCUCCAGAACAAGAUGGCGGAUCCAAGAUCACUCACUACAUUGUAUCUAAGCGGGAAACCUCAAGACUUGCAUGGUCGGUGGUCAGCGAGAAGGAGGACUUGUGUACACUUACUGUGCAACGUCUGAUAAAAAACAACGAAUAUCAGUUCCGUAUUCAGGCCGUGAACAAGUUCGGUGUUGGUGAACCACUUGACUCCGAGCCAGUGGUGGCAAAGAACAGCUUCACAGAACCAUCCGCCCCUGGAAUGCCAGAUGUAAACAAUGUGACGGCAACCGGAUGCACCGUGAUGUGGAGACGACCUGAGUCGGACGGAGGAGCAGAUAUUGACGGAUACAUUCUCGAGAGACGAGAAAAGAAGAGUUCAAGGUGGAUCAAGUGCAACAAGAAGGAUCUUCGCGACUUGCGCUUCAAGAUUGCCAACCUGAGCGAAAACAACGAGUACGAGUUCCGUGUUGCCGCUGAGAAUGCUGCUGGUAUUGGAGCAUAUAGCCCGAUAUCGUUGCCAGUUGUGAUGCGUGAUCCAAUCGAUGUACCAGGACCUCCAAGUAGCCCGAAGGUGCGCGACACUACACGAACAUCCGUCGUUUUAUCCUGGUCUCACCCAGCCUAUAAUGGUGGUAGUGCAGUCAUUGGUUAUAUAAUUGAAUCAAAGAUCGUCGAAGAUGAAGAACAAGAACCACAGCAACAGGAAGAAGAUGAAACUUCCUCUUCCAUGGCUGAAGAGAAAGGCUGGAACUUGGUUCAAUCCAACGUGCUUGGAACCAAAUACACAAUCGACAAACUAAACCAUGACACAAUAUACAGAUUCCGUGUAUCGGCAAUUAAUAAGGGCGGCGUUGGUUUCCCUGCCGAGGUGGUCGGGGCAAUCAAACCUGUAGACAGACUGGACCCACCAGAAUAUGACCUAGACGCUUCUCUGAGGAAAACAGUUUUGGUCCGAGCUGGAAACACAGUCAACAUCUCAAUCGCUGUUAAGGGUCGACCGACUCCUAAUGUGACCUGGACGAAGGACAACGUUAAUGUUACCACUAAUCCUCGCGUUCAUGUUGACAAUGUGGAUGGAAAGACAAUUCUUGUUGUACAGGAUUGCACAAGGAAUGAUACUGGAAAAUAUGCACUUGCGCUGGAAAAUGCAAGUGGUGUAGCUAACACUUUUGUCAGCAUUCGUGUACUGGACACUCCUGGUCAACCAGGCUCGCUCAAGGUGAAACAAAUUACAAAGGAAUACGCCAUUAUUACUUGGGAUGCACCGCUUAUUGAUGGCGGCUCUGAAGUAUUUAACUACCACGUAGACAAACGAGAAACAACACAUCGGGCCUGGUCGUCAGUAUCUAGGGACUGCAAGCGACUCACUUGGAAGAUCGAUGGUCUUAACAAAGGAAGCAGUUACUUCUUCCGUGUUUUGGCCGAAAACGAGUACGGUCUCGGUGUCGCGGCAGAAACCGAAGCGGUGACAGCUACAGAAAUUCCUGACAGUGUCAAUGAUCUAAGGAUUGAAGAUAUUACCAACAAGUCAAUCACGCUGACCUGGUCCAAGCCGGACUCUGAUGGUGGUACACCAAUUUCAAGUUACAUUGUCGAAUAUCGAGUUAAAGACGCUGAGAAGUGGACGUCGGUAAAAACUCGGCACACUUCAACAGUUCUUGAAAAGUUGAAGACGGGUGAAAAGUAUGAGAUUCGUGUUGCUGCUGAAAACGAAGCUGGACCAAGUGAAUGGGCUUUGAUCGGACCACUCGUGGCAAAAGAACAACAGAUUCUGCCAGAAGCUGAUCUAAGUUCUAUUCCUGGAAGGAGCAUUAAUAUGAGGGAAGGUGGAAACAUCAGACUUGAUAUUCCAUUCUACGGAAAGCCGAGUCCAUCCAUUAAGUGGAGCAAAGAUCGAAUCCCAUUGAAACAAGGCGAACGCGUUGCAUUCGAACGUAUGCGCGACGUCGCAUUGUUGAUGAUGAAGGAUGUCAAGAAAGCGGACGCUGGUCAAUAUAUUCUUCACCUUGAAAGCGCGGCUGGCCGAAAAGAAGCUGCGUUUACACUCAACGUAUAUGGAAACCCAGGAAAGAUCAAGGGCGUGAUCGAGUUCCUUGAGAUUACUGCAACCAGCAUCGUGUUGAAGUGGUCACCUCCAGAAGACAACGGAGGAUCUGAUAUUACAAACUACAUCAUUGAGAAGAAAGAAACAACCAGCGAUACGUGGUCUUCUGUAAACGCCAACUGCAGCAGGACGACCGUCAAAGCAAUUAAGCUAAACCAGAAUUCGGAAUAUGUGUUCAGAAUUGCUGCUGAGAAUAAAUACGGACUUGGAGAGUUCACUGAAUCUCCCGAAGUCGUUGCCAAGUAUCCAUUCAGAAAUCCUACAGUGCCACCACAGCCGGAGGUUGUUGAAAUUUCCGCCGAUUCCAUGACUGUUGUGUGGAUGGAAUGUCAUUCCGAUGGCGGUUCUGAAAUCACUGGUUACCAUGUUGAAAGGAAAGAACGAAACGCAAUUCUCUGGACCAAGGCCAAUCUUGCCACUCUCCGUACACGGGAAUUCAAAGCAACUGGUUUAAUUGAGGGGCUUGAGUAUCAGUUCCGAGUCUAUGCCGAGAACAUGGCUGGACGAAGCCAGGCAAGUGAGCCAAGUAAGCCUGAAAGAGCACACAAUGUUGUUAGUCCCCCAAGCUGCCCUGACUGGACAGACAUCACUCGUGAUUCAGUCACUCUCGUCUGGAAACCACCAAAAUCGGAUGGCGGAAGCAAAAUUAUUGGGUACAACAUCGAGAAACGAUCAGGAGCUGAUGGAAGAUGGCUCAAGUGCAACUACACCAAUGUACAAGAGUGCGAGUUCACCGCAACCGCUCUUAACUCCGGUGAGAAGUACCAGUUCCGUGUAACUGCUAGAAACGCCUCGGGAACUGUAAGCAAACCUUCAAUACCAAGUGCUGAGGUUGUUUGCCACGAUGACUUCCAACCACCUAUGAUUCAGCUCGACACAGAUAUUCUUGACGGAGUCAGCAUUCGAGCUGGUGUUACACUCAGACUGAACUUGUUUCAAAUGCACAAACUGAAAUCACCAAGAACAAAAACGUCAGUUUGGUAACGAUCAAAGACACGAGUAGACUCAACAGCGGUACAUAUGUGAUUACUGCACGAAACCCUUGCGCCACAAAGGACAUGGACGUGAAGGUGACUGUAUUGGACAAACCAGGACCACCCGAAGGACCAGUCAAGUUUACAUCACUAACAAAAGACAAGGUUACUCUAUGGUGGGGAACACCAAAAGACACAGGCGGGGCUACUAUUGAAAACUAUGUGAUUGAAAAGCGGGAAACAACUAGAUUGAACUGGGCUUUGGUCACUGCUUGCUGUGAAUCGACAAACCAAACGGUAAACAGGUUGAUCAAAAACCAUGAAUAUCAGUUCAGGAUAUCUGCACAAAACAAGUACGGUGUUGGUGCGCCUCUUCUUUCGGAGCCGGUGGUUGCAAAGGUCAACUACACAGUACCAAGCCCACCAGGCCAACCACAAUAUUCAAGCUCGACUACGGAUUCAAUAACAAUAACGUUCAGUCGGCCAACAAAUGAUGGCGGUAACGAUAUCAUCGGUUACAACGUUGAACGUCGAGAGAAGAAGAGCAUGAGAUGGGUCCAAGUCACAAAGAAGUUAACGACAGAGCUUCGAUGUCGAGUGCCGGCUCUCACUGAAGGAAGUGAAUACGAAUUCCGCGUCUUUGCCGAAAACGCAGCUGGACCAAGUAAACCAAGUGAAACCUCGUCUCUCAUUGUAUGUCAAGAGCCCAUUGGGCCGCCUGGGGCACCGGGUGUUGCACGAGUGACUGACACAACGAGAAGCACAAUUGCGCUAAAUUGGACGCCGCCCAUGUACGAUGGCGGAAGCAUCGUUAUUGGAUACGUUGUAGAGGCACGUAAGGUUGUAGCACAGCCACAACAGGAGACUGAACAACAAACCAAACAAACUGAGGAAGAAGACUGGAUUCGAAUCAAUCCAGAUUUCAUCAGAUCAUGCGAGUACAUUGUUCCUAACUUACAAGCUGGAGCCGAGUACAACAUCCGAAUCCGAGCAGUUAAUGCUGCUGGAGUCGGUGAGGCAACUCCUGUGUCCGGUAAAAUUAUGGCAACUGACAAACUGGAAGUUCCCGACUUCCAAAUCGAUGCAGAUUUCAAAUCGCAUUACGUUGUGCGCGCCGGAGCUUCCUUGAGACUCUUUGUUCUCUACCACGGACGUCCGCGACCCUCAGUUACUUGGUCGAAACCAGGCACUGAACUUCAGGAUCGAGCUGAGAUUCAAACUACUGACUACAGCACUCUUCUGUUGAUUAACUCAACAACCCGCGACGAUUCAGGAAAAUAUACUCUUACUCUUGAAAACAGCGCUGGAGAAAAGAAACUGCACCUAACCGUGAAAGUGCUGGAUACCCCAGGACCAGUAUCGCGUAUUGGAUGCAAAGAGGUUACCAGCAACUCAAUCACCAUUAACUGGGAUGCUCCUUUGAUCGAUGGUGGAGCGAUCGUGAAGAACUACAUCAUCGAAAAGAGAGAAGUAUCAAGAAGAAGUUGGCAAACAGUUGCAACCAAGUGUUCAAGGACCAGUUUCAAGAUUACAAAACUACAGGAAGGCACCACUUACCUGUUCCGCGUGUUGCCAGAAAACGAAUACGGAAUCGGUGUGCCGCGUGAAACUGAAACACCUAUCACGGCUACAGAGGUACCGGCCAUUCCGGGCCGAUUGGACAUUGACUCGGUUACAAAGAAUACUGUCACGUUGUCGUGGACGAAGCCUGAAUACGAUGGCGGCAGCAGGAUCAGUUCUUAUCUGAUUGAAGUUUCCGAGAAAGGAUCCGGCAAGUUUACCGACUGCGGCCGUGUGAAAGGCACCGUGUUCCGUCAUACCAUUACUAACUUACACGAAGGAUCAGAAUACGAAUUCCGCGUUCGAGCUAAGAACGAAGCCGGAGCUGGAGAAGCACGAGAAGCUUUCUCUUCAGUUAUUACAAAAGAUGAACUUGUUGUACCAGAAGCUGACAUUCGACACAUUUACCAUAAGACAGUAACCGUCAAAGCAGGCAGUCCGAUCGAAGUCAACAUCCCGAUUAUUGGCAAGCCGCAACCUGUUGUAUCAUGGAUGACAAACGGAAAAGCCCUGAACGAGAGCGACCGAGUCGCCAUGAAGACAACAGCCGAUUCAACGUCCCUUCGUGUCAACGACUCGAAGAAGACGGAUGCUGGCACUUACACCAUGCUUAUCAAGAACAACGUCGGUGAAAAGUCGUACAAACUUGAAGUGGUCGUUUUGGACAUGCCUGGACCUCCAGCUGGAGAAAUCCAGUUCCUCAACGUGACUGCAGACAGCAUCACAUUGUCAUGGAAUCCACCAACCGAUACUGGAGGAAGCGAAAUAACAAAUUACGCCGUCGACUACCGAGAGUUCGGACGUUCCACUUGGUCUCCAGUUACAUCAUGUACAACAAGAACCACAGUAAAGGUUAACAAGUUGCAACGUUACACUGAAUAUCAAUUCCGAGUCAUCGCUGAGAGCAAGUACGGCCUUGGAGAACCGCUGCUAUCAGAAAUAUGCAGAGCUGAUUAUCAAUACACUGCACCAAGACAACCUGGCACACCAGAGGUUCGUGAAGUUACCAAAGACACAGUUACGAUCACCUGGAUGGAACCAACUCAUGAUGGUGGAAGUCCAAUCACUGGUUAUUACAUUGAAAAGAAAGAGAAGAACUCGAUCUUGUGGCAGAAGGACACUGAAAAGGCAACCCCGAAACUUACCCAUACAAUCAAAGGUUUGUUGGAGGGUCUUGAGUAUCAGUUCCGUGUCCUCGCUGAAAAUGAAGCUGGAAUCAGCAAGCCAGGUGAUGCAAGCAGACCGGUCGAAGUCAUUAGCGCUGUUGGUCCUCCUUACGACCUGGAGAUCGUUGAUAUAUCUCGCCACUCUGCUAUCCUGCAAUGGAAGAAACCGCUGGCUGACGGUGGAAGCAAGAUUGCCUAUUAUUUCAUCGAACGCCGCCAUGUACCUGAAGGAAGAUGGCUUAAGUGCAACUUUACCAAUGUCACCGCAACCACCUUCGAGGUUACAGGACUCACACCAAACGACUCUUACGAAUUCAGAGUCACUGCACGAAACACAAUCGGUACAAUGGGUCAGCCGUCCGAGGUACUAGGCCCUAUUGUUUGCAAGCCUAAGUACAAGGCUCCAACAAUUGAACUAGACAGCCGGUUCAUGUCGGAUGUUGUGCAAAUUCGAGCAGGCAACGUGUUGAGACUGGAAGCUGAAAUUUCUGGAAAGCCACAACCCAAUGUAUUUUGGUCGAAGGGCGAAACCGACUUGGAAGACAACGAAAAGAUAACUAUUGUGACCGCCGGCAACUCUACAGCGCUGGUAAUCAAGGACAUUAGUCGCGAGGACAGUGCCCGAUACACACUGUUACUUCGCAACGAGUGUGGUGAAAAGAGAACUUCAAUCAAUGUGAAGGUACUCGACAAGCCUGGCAGGCCAAAGGGUCCAAUUGCAUUUAGCCGAGUGACCGCUGAAAAAUGCAAUUUAUCCUGGGAGCGACCUGAGGAAGAUGGCGGUGCUGAAAUCAGCCAUUAUGUUGUUGAAAAGAGAGAAACCUCUCGAAUUAGCUGGAUCGCCGUUCACGAGACACUUGAGCACACUUCAUGCACGAUCCCGAACUUGAUUGUCAACAACGAAUACAUCUUCCGCGUUUCAGCGGUAAACAAAUAUGGACAAGGAAAACCACUAGAAUCUGAACCACUUGUGGCAAAGAAUCAAUUCGUUGCACCAGAUGCACCGGGACAACCAGAGAUUGCUGCAGCAACUAAAGACUCCAUUACUAUCACCUGGACACGACCAGUAAAUGAUGGCGGUUCGGACAUCAAGAAUUACAUCAUUGAAAAACGUGACAAGCAAGGCUACAGAUGGAUCCGAUGUAACAAGACGCAGGAGGUUACCGACCUCCGAUUCAAAGCAACUGGCUUGAGACACAAAUCGAUGGUAGAGUUUAGAGUAGCUGCAGAAAAUGCUGCUGGAAUUGGCGCUUUCAGCGAUGCAAGUGUAUGCGGAUGUGUACAAGAUCCAGUCUUUGCUCCAGCUGCUCCAGUUCAUCUCAAGGUAACGGACUCUACAAGAAGCAGUAUCAGUUUGGCGUGGGCUCCUCCAUUGUUUGACGGUGGUUCUCCGGUCGAUGGCUACAUCAUUGAAGUAACAGAAUGCAAAGCUGAACAUGCGGACGAGUGGCAGAAGAUUCACAAAUCCAACUACAUUCAAAGCACAGAAUUCACCGCGGCUGGAUUGAAACAUGGUUCUGAAUACAAGUUCAGAGUGUUUGCGGUCAACGUUAAUGGUGUAAGUGAAGAACCAGCAACUCUCACUGACAGCGUCUUUGCAAAGGAAAUUGUUGAAGAACCUGAGCUCGAACUUGACGACACAUUCCGAAAGACGGUGAAUGUUCAUGCCGGCAAACCAUUACGUUUGUAUGUGUUUGUUAAAGGACGACCUACACCUUCAGUUACCUGGACCAAGGCACCACAUGGUGAAGAGCUUUCGUCAAGAGCUUUCAUUGAAACUCAUGAAGCUGCUAGCAAACUUGAGAUCGAAAAGGUUGAUCGUCAUGAUGCUGGAAAAUAUACCAUUGCCGUCGAGAACGCAAGCGGACGCAAAGAAGCUUCUAUUAGCGUACGGGUCUACGAUACACCAGGACCACCUGGUCCAAUUGUAAUCCGUGAAGUGACAAGGAACUCUGUCUCAUUUGCUUGGGAAUCACCUGAGAUAGAUGGUGGCAGUGCUGUCCGAAGCUAUGUCGUUGAAAAACGCGAAUCCACUCGACGAGCAUGGAGUACCGUCACAACAAAAUGCUCAAAGAUGAGUUUCAAGAUCAACGAUCUGAUUGAAGGAGUUUCCUAUUUCUUCCGAGUUCUCGGGGAAAACGAGCACGGAGUUGGCGAGGGAAGAGAAACAGAAAACGCCAUCAAGAUAUCAGAACAACCUUCAGUUCCUGCCUCUGUCGAAGUUACCGAUGUCACAGCCAGCAGCGUCUCGCUUGCUUGGGAAAGACCAGAACAAGAUGGUGGAUCUCGUAUUGAGGGAUACAUUGUCGAGGUUAUGGAGAAAGGUAAAGAACAAUGGAUCAGGGCUGGAAAGACAAAGGAGCAACACUACACUGUUAAGGGUCUGAAAGAUGGUCUCGACUAUUAUUUCCGCAUUAGAGCCAAAAACGAGAGUGGACUCGGCGAUGCACGUGAGUUGCUAUCGUCCGUUACCGUGAAGGAACAACUUGCUUCUCCGGCUGUUGAUAUGAGCAGCUUGCCGCAGAAGACACUUAACGUUAAAGCUGGAUCACCAAUCCAGUUGAACCUUCCUAUUUCUGGCCGACCAGCGCCUACAGCUAUUUGGACAAAGAACGAACAACCAAUAAAAGAAGAUCUGCAUCGAACCACUGUCAAGUCAACGGCAACCAAUGCUUCGUUGGAGAUUCGUGAAUCUACAGUCGAAGAUCGUGGCGAUUACCGCAUAACACUGAAGAACUCUUCUGGCACAUGCACACAACUUAUUCGAGUCGUUAUACUUGAUGUACCGCAACCACCAGAGGGACCAGUGGAAGUAUCUGAUAUUACUUCGACAUCCAUGGUACUAAACUGGAAGCUACCAAGCUACGACGGUGGAGCAGCCAUCAGUAAUUAUGUUGUGGAAAAACGAGAGAGCCAUCGACCCAAUUGGGUUUGCGUCAGCGGAACAGUUACUAGGACGAACAUGAAAGUAACCCACUUGAACGAAGAUUCUGAAUACGUUUUCCGCGUACUCGCGCAAAAUCGAUUUGGAGUCAGCAAGCCGUUGAUGUCGGAUGAAGUUGUAGCUCAGAGUCAAUAUGGCCUUCCUGGUGCAACCGGUGCCCCGCAAGUUAGCUCAGUCAGUAAAGAUAGCCAGACAAUCGUCUGGAUGGAACCCGUUAACGAUGGUGGAACAGAAAUCACUGGCUACAUCGUCGAACGCAAAGAACCAAAAGCAUCACGCUGGAUACGAGCGACAAGAACACCUAUAACACAGACCCGUUAUGUCAGCAGUGGACUUAUCGAAGGUGUCGAAUACAUCCACAGAAUUAUUGCUGUGAAUGCUAAAGGAGAAGGAAAGCCAAGCAAGGAGACUUCUCCUGCUACUUGCCAAGAACCAGUUGCUCCACCAAGCGCGCCAAGAAACUUACGCAUAGUGGACAUGACAAAAGCAUCAUUGUCUGUUGCUUGGGACAAGCCAGAAUACGAAGGCGGUUCCAAACUACUUGGAUACUACAUCGAAAUUCGCAAAGAUGGUUCAUGGUGGGAACGAUACAAUGCAACUCCAAUCCGCAUCACAGAGUAUACACUUAAAGGAAUGCCCGAAGGUGACGAGUUCUAUCUUCGCAUUCUUGCCAUUAACGCAGGAGGUUCCGGACCACCGAUGGAAAUGGGAAAUGCUAUUGUUGUGAAAGAUCAAAGUGGUCCACCAGAAGUAUUGAAAUCUUUCGAAGAGCCAAUUGUGGUCAGGAAAGGCGGAGUAAUUAGCCUCCGGGUUCCUUUUAAAUGUCGACCAUCACCACAAGCAACGUGGAAGAAGAUUUCAGGUCCUGAAGUCGAUCUCAACCUUCGGGCAAUGAUAGCACUUCAAACUGAUGUCGCCGAGCUGGUCAUCAAAGGCGUAGAUCGUCGAGAUGCAGGAGAAUACGAAGUGACCCUAUCUAACAAGCUUGGAGAGAAAUCAGUGGCUAUUCGUGUUCAAGUAAUCGGAAAGCCCGACGCUCCAGAGGGCCCGCUGCAGUUUGGCGACAUGCAAGCUACGUCACUGAACAUCGUAUGGAAACCAGUGAUUAACGACGGGGGAAGUGAAGUGACCAACUACGUUGUAGAGAAACGAGAGGUUGGAAAAACAGCAUGGACAACUGUCGACUCUAAGAUUAGAUCGACCCAAUGCUGUGCUAAAGGUCUCACAGAAGGCAGUGAAUAUUUCUUCAGGGUAUUUGCAGAAAACACAUUCGGAUUGGGCGACGCUCUUCAAUGCACUGAGACAGUCACUCCUAAGAAUCCACUAUUCACACCACAGCCACCACAGCUUGUUGAAAUCAACGAGGUGAGGAAAGACAAAGUGUUCCUUGCGUGGACAAGGUCGCGUGAUGAUGGCGGUUCAAGGGUAACUGGAUACUUCGUUGAACGUAAAGAAGCUGGAUCAGAUAGAUGGGUCCGAGUGAACAAGGUGCUGACCAAGAAUCUUUCAUUUACCGUUCAAGGAUUAGUGGAGGAUGCUGAAUAUCAAUUCCGCGUUGUUGCUCUCAAUGAUGUGGGAGAAGGUGAACCAUCUGAACCAACCGAGUUGAUUCAGUGCAAAGAUCCUUUCGAUAAACCAUCAUGCCCUGAAGACAUUGAAGUACAUCAUGUAACUAAAGACUCCGUUACAUUGGCUUGGAACAAACCUGAGUUCGACGGAGGAAAGGGAAUUAGGGGAUAUGCCAUUGAACACCGAGAAUUCGGAAUGACAAUCUGGAAGCAGAGUCACGAGGACAUGAUACGGGAUCGAAUUUACCAAAUCGGAGGUUUGGACCAAGGAGCAGAAUACGAGUUCCGCUUGUUCGCUAUUAACGAGCAAGGAAAAUCCCGCCCUAAGAUGAUGGAGAUGCCGGUGGCCACUAAGAAAGCUGCUGGUGAGAAGCCAGAAAUUGUAGAAGCGUUGACCACUGUUGUUGGCGUGCGGGAAUCAACUGCUACACUGACAUGCAAAGUAUCUGGCCGGCCUAUGCCUGAUAUAACCUGGAUAAGGUACGGAAAAGAAUUACAGAGCGGUCGCAAGUACAAGAUGAUUUCAGAAGGACAAGUCAACCAGUUGAACAUCAUUAACUGUUGCGAUGAAGACGAAGGUUGUUACUCUAUGGUGGCAAAGAACAACGUUGGAUCUGCUGACACAGAGGGCAAGGUUGUUGUUGAAGGCGUGCCGGUCUUGGACAACCGAAACUUGAGGUUCAAAGAUCAUGUCAUCGGUAAGAACGGCCAAACAUUAAGAAUUCACGUUCCGUAUACUGGACGCCCCAUGGCACAAGUUGUUUGGUCAAAGGAAGGACGUCGAUUCGACAAGAGUGAUCGACAUGAGAUUGAAACGACCGAAACGUACACGCACCUCGUGAUUAAAACAUCGGACAGAACGAAGGACGUAGGAAAAUAUCUCGUAAAGUUGACCAACGCUCAUGGCCACAACGUUUACUCGAUUAAUGUUGAAAUACAGGAUGUACCACACCCACCAACCAAUGUCGAAGUAUCAGACAUCACAUAUAAGAGCAUGGUACUCAACUGGAAAGCGCCAGAAGACGACGGCGGUGCUCCUGUUUCAAACUAUAUCGUGGAGAAACGCGACAUUGAAGACGAAGAAGGCAAAUGGUCUCUUGUAACUUCCCGCGUUGCACAAACUUCAUACAAGGUUGAACGAUUGGUAGAGAAGCAUGCUUACUACUUCCGUAUUUCGGCCGAAAAUUGCUUCGGUGUUUCUAAGCCUUUGGAAACCGACGCCCCGGUUGCAGCCAAGCCACCACACAACGUACCAGAACAGCCAACACAGCUUAUGGUGAGCGGUGUUUCCAAAACUGGAUGCACACUCAACUGGAAACAACCUAAGGAUGGCGGAAGCAGAAUCACAAACUACACCAUUCAGCGAAGAGAUACCAAACGACCUCGCUGGAGACGAAUCAACGAUGAGACUCACACACAGUCAGUAUACAACGUUACUGGACUUGUGGAGGGCAUUAGUUACGAGUUCCGCAUCAUUGCCGAGAACGCCGUCGGACCUUCUGAACCAUCGGAUGUAUCUGAGCAGGUUCUACCUAAAGACGACAUCAGAAUUGCUGCUCCUAAAUUUGCCGAGUCGAUCAGAGAUUUGGUUGUCAAGCCAAAUUCAAACGCAACUUUCAGCUGCAAGGUUACUGGUCAACCAAAACCGAUCAUUAAGUGGUACAAGGGAGGCAAAGAAAUGACAGGAUGUUCUCAAUACAAGAUAUCCGAAGCCAAGGGAAAUCAUUACACCUUGGUUGUACAUGAUGUUACUACUGAACAAGAAGGACCAUACACCGUCCGUGCAACUAACCAAGGAGGUUCAAUCUCACAGACAGUUGAUCUGAUUGUCCAACUUCCAGCAAAGGUUAACUUACCAAAAUAUAUGAUGACUGAAGCUACAGUAUGCAAAGUGCACGAAGUCGUUAGCAUCAAAGUUCCAAUUGAAGGUCGUCCUCAACCCGAUGUCACGUGGACCAAAGCUGGCAAAUUGGUGUCUGCCGAUCACCACAGACAGUUCAUUACCACGUCGUCCUUCACAUCGAUGACUAUUACCAACGCAGAGCGAAACGAUUCUGGUUUCUACAACGUGAUAGUGAAAAAUCGCUUCGGUACAAACCAAGCUACUGUUGAGCUGCUGGUUGGAGAUGUCCCAGCUAAACCUGAGAACCUCAAGGUGUCUAAUGUCACACGAGAUUCAGUUGACUUAACCUGGAAGGAACCAUCAGAUAACGGUGGCAAACCUGUCCUGAAGUAUGUUAUCGAGAAGAGCACAACAUCCAGCGAUAGAUGGUUGAAGGUUUCAUCGUCAGGCACGUGCAAGUACACUGUAUGCAAUCUCUCCGGAAAGACAGGAUAUCUGUUCAGAGUCCUCGCUGAGAACGAGUACGGGCAGAGUAAACCAUCAGGUCCGUCAGAUGCUGUAACAACUAAAGAAGAUCGAAUGAUGGCAGCCAACUACGAUGAUAUGGUUGAUGCUACAGAGAAAUUUGUGGCAACCGAAGCAGUAGUCAACAAGAGCAGUGUUCUUGAUAAAUACCAGAUAAUGGAACAACUUGGACGAGGAACAUUUGGUACGGUACAUCGUGCACGUGAGAUUCUCACAGGCAAGACCUUCGCUGCAAAACUCUGCCGAUUUACUGAUGAAGCCGAAAAGGCGCCAAUCAACAGAGAAGUUGCAAUUAUGCGUAAACUGCAGCAUCCUCGUGUUCUUCAGUUGCAUGAAGUAUUCGAUACCAAGGGUGAAACCGCGCUCGUUGUGCAGUUCGUGUCCGGAGGAGAUCUUCUUGAAAGAGUCAUUGCAACGAAGUUUGAGCUGAACGAGAACGUUUGUGCAUAUCUCAUCAAACAGGUGCUCGAAGCACUAGCUUACGUUCACCCGCAGAACAUUGCCCAUCUCGACAUCAAACCAGAGAACAUAUUGUUCGUCACUCGCAAGAGCAGGAAGAUCAAGCUCAUCGACUUUGGAGUAUCACGGGAACUGAAAACAGGAGAAGGUCUACGAAUCUCGUACGGCACUCCUGAUUUCUGCGCUCCUGAAGUUGUACAAAACGAUACCGUAGGCUGUGCAACAGACAUGUGGUCGGUUGGUGUUCUGACUUACCUUAUGCUCACUGGACUGUCGCCAUUCCAAGGCGAAAAUGACAACGAAACCUUACGAAAUGUGGCUGAGGCCGAUUAUAACUUCGACCACGAAGCGUGGAGAUUCAUUUCGGACGACGCACUUGACUUCAUUGACAGACUUCUAGUUAAAGAGAAGCGCGAGCGAAUGACUGCGGAUGAUGCUCUUGAACAUCCUUGGCUGCGAACCUUGCAUCCAGAAGUAGAUGAAGACCUCAUUGAGCGAAGAUCUGUUGCGAUCCAGACCACACUCCAUAGGAAGUUUUACCAGACGAUUAAAAAGCAAGACACCUCAACUGUUAUCAUCUCAUUGGGAAGAUACGCAUCUGGAGGAGCCUUGCGAUCACUGAAGGGUAAAUCUGUUGCUAAGGUCAAGGUGCAGUCCGUUGACAUGACGCCACAACUUAUGCCGAUGCACCAUGUCUUCGUGAAAGAAAAGGACGACGCCAAGCUUACUUGUCGAAUCCGUGAUGCCGACAAUGAUGAAACAAUCACUUGGUACAAAGACAACUUAAAACUUGAAGAAGGAGAUAAAUAUGAAUUCUCAUACGACACCCACACCAGCUCAGCCUCGCUUUACGUGAAGGGAAUCGUUCGAACUGACGAUGGAACAUACAAGUGCAGAGUUGAGAACGCAUUCGGUUCAUCAACACAGAUUUGUGAAGUUUGCGUUGAACUGAAAACUAGAGAGUGGACUCGAACUCGAAGAAGCAUUUACCUGAACCGACAUAAGAAACGCGGCCGCAAGACAGCUGCAAGCGAGAUUUCUCGAAUUAUCAAGUGUCCACCCGAGUUUACUUUGCCAUUGUACAACAGGACGGUUUACACCGGGGACACCGCUCUCUUUACCAUAACUGUUACCGUGCACCCGGCACCUGAAAUCAGUUGGUUCCACAAUGGUCAAAAGAUCAAAAUUAAUCCUGAUGACACUCACUACUCUGAAAUUCGUGAAAAGGGACUUUACACGCUUGAGAUCAGAAGAUGCCAGCUAGAGGAUUCUGGUGAAGUCAUCGUUCAUGCUAAGAACGCUUACGGCGAGGACGAAUGUAAAGCGGCGCUGGUUGUGCAAGACAAACCACUAAAGGAAGACCUCAGUGUUCGACCAAUGUUCCGACGACUUCUUGCUAACCAAGAGGUUGAUGAAAGCGAGAACGCGAGGUUCGACAUCCGUGUUACUGGAUUCCCCAAACCAACAAUUGAAUGGGAGAAGGACGGUAAACCAAUUCGACCAGACCACCACCACGACAUUGAAUGGGAAGACAUGCAUUCUUGCUAUCUGCUCAUCCGCGACACCUUCCAACAGGAUUCGGGACAAUACAAAGUAACUGCCAAGAACUCAGCUGGUACUGCAAGUUGUCAAGCAACAUUACAAGUUCACGCAAUCACAUACCAAAAACGCAAGAAAGCAAGAAAAGAUGCUGACUUGUUUGCACGAGAAAAGGCUUACCAGUUAGCCGACAAGGUCUCAGUCCUGAAGGGUGAAUCGGUUGAUGUGCGAUUCAACGACGCUGCAAAAGAAGCGCUCCUGACUGCUUCGACACAGGGAAUGUUCCACCGCGAACCCAUCAGCGAUUCGGAACAGAAACUUGAAAAAGAGAGAAUCAAAGAAGAAAGAAAACGAGAGCUCAAUCUGAGGAUGCCUUACGUAAUGCCAGAACCACUGCAACGAUCGGAAAAGAGUCUCAAAGAGGAUCCCGCUCUCACCAAUUUCGUACCAUUGAGCGACUUCAAAUGGUACAAGAAGGUUAGAGAUGCCAAUGAAGUUUAUCACCCAACAGAUAUAUCUCGAGAUGAACGAAGAUCGUACCGUGUGCGUCGCCAGUUCGUUCCGGAUGUAGCUUACAUUGUACCAGACAAACGUAUCGGAUCUACCAGACGAGAGCGACCACGAGUAAUAGACGACAUUAUGAUUGAUGAUUACGCUCGACACCGUGAGCCGACCCUAUCUCCCGACGAAGAGGAGAUCCCACAAAGGAAGAGACACAGAUCAUUUUCUCCAGGUCGAAAACACCAUCCACGACCAUUUGUUCCACCUGCAUGGAAACAAUACUUCAAGCCGAUGUCCGAUGAUGAGAAAGUGCUUCAACCAGUGCAGAGUUACUUGGACCAAACCACCGCCAACGAAUACAUGCAGGAGAUGGAACAACGAGGCGAAGAACCGAGACGUGAAGAAUUCAAAAGCUACUCCGAACUUCUGCGCGAACAGCGAGAAUCUCUUGCACAAAGAGAAGUAAAAACUGUUGAGCAGGAAGAUGGUAUCUACCAAUACAAACCGAUAAAGAUUCCAAAACGUGACCCGUAUUCGCAAACUUACCAAGAACUGAGAGCGAAACACGAUAGCGCCGUUUCAAGAACCAAGAAACUAAAAACCACCGAGCUCACUAGUGGCAAGGUCGUUGAUAUCGAAUCGGACGAUGAACUACUUCGACCAGUUAACUACGACACAUGGAAGUAUGCCGGUGUAAAAACCGAAGCCGAUCUUCCAACAACUAAACCAGCACGCCGACAACGUUCCACGUCUGCAUCCUCUGCUGCCUCUGAAAGCGACGGUGAUUUUAAUUACCAACGCAAACGUCGCGAGCGAGAACGAAGAAGACAAGAACAAGUCGAUGAAAUGGAAAUCGAGAUGGAAAUGAUUAAAUCCGCAUCAAAGAAACGCUUCACUAAAAAAGCUCGUGAUGAGGAACCAAAUUACUUGAAGAAACUUAGACGACGAAGAUCAUUUGAAUUCGAAGAGCUGAUGCGACCAGUCACUGAUGUUGUAUCAAAGAAGAAGAAACGACGACCAGUUUACUCUUCGUCCUCGUCAUCCUCGUCAAGCGAAAGCAGCGAUGAGGAAUAUUACCGAAGACAACAAUCAAGGAAACAACGAAAAUCAAAACGAUCAAGACGAUACGAUGAAUACGAGGAAGAUCUUUCAUCUGGAAUCGAGUUCACCAGCUCACGUCUGAAAGCAAGAGGUGACCAAGGAGUGACGUCAUCUGCUGCAGAUUACGCGCCAAACUUCCAACUGCGCAUGCGCAGCCAUGUUGUUCCUGCUGGUAUGAGCACCAAGCUUAGCGCGUUUGUGCGCGGUCGACCUGAACCACAGAUCACGUGGUACAGGAACGGAACAGAACUCGCAUCCGGAGGAACUAAAUAUUACGUCAGCAACAUUGGAGGAGUCACAACACUUGAAAUUGUACGAUGCCACGAAGGAGACAGCGGUACCUACCGUUGCUCGGCUAAAAACUACAAGGGCGAAACAUCAGACUACGCCACACUCGAAGUUACAGGAUCCGAGUUCGAGUCCAGUGCUUCGAAACGAGGUGUGCAAGACUUCCACGUGAGUUUGGACAUGAUCGACGCACGUACGAGCAUUUCAAGAAACCGAUUCGAAACUGUGACACAUCUGACACCGGCCAACGAACGAGUGGAGUCUCGAAGUUCAACCGCAUUUGACGAGCGAGGACUUUCCCGCUCAUCUGGAUUCAGUCCUUAUGUUACAUCAGAAAGUAGGAUGGGAAGCGCAACUCCUUCGUCAUCUGCUGGAGCUCCGUACUUUGUACUACAGCCGAAGAGUCAAUAUGUGCUCGAGGGAGACGUGGCAACGUUUUCAGCGCAGUGCGACGGAAAACCAUCACCAAAACUGACUUGGUACCACGAUGGCCGUAUCAUCAAGGACAACGAAAAAUACAACCUUGGUGCAAACCGAGGAAAGAGAACGCUGGAAAUCCGAGACUGUCGUCUUAUGGAUGCCGGCAACUAUCAAUGCAUCGCUGAAUCCAGCAAAGGAUCCGCGACCACUGACUUUACCUUGGACGUGACACCACGACGACGACCAACACCAGCAGCAACUUCUGUUUAUGAAAAAUCAUCGCCAAUGGGUCGAGCUGCAUCAAGACAACGCAGAGGGCCCAUGGUCGUCGGUCAACUCCAUGUUGAGUUGAGACUGGAUGGUAAAGUCCAUAUUGAAUGCAGCGUUUCAAAUCCAGACGAUGUCAAGCGUGUGGAAUGGACAAAGGACGGUGCGGCAAUUCGUUUUUCAAGCGGUCGCAUGAAGUCUGAAACAUUCGGCGCUUGCUACUCGUUGAUCAUCAAUGACCUCUUUGAGGAAGACGCGGGAUCAUACGAAUGUGAGUUGAUUGGAACCAACGGUGGAUCAUCAACUACAACUUGCAGCAUGUCACCGCAAUCUUGCGCCAGCAUGCGGAAAAAGAUUAGCAAACUUGCCGGCACUCGAGGUCACUCGAGUAUGGAACAAUCACCGAUGAGUGGUUUGAUGCAGCACAUGGAAAGAUCCAUUGAACAGACAUCGAAAAUUACUUCAUUUUCAUCAAAAUCAUCUUCGACAUCGAGCAAAGGAAACUCACCUAAAAUUGAAGCACUUCCGGGAUCCGUUUCCGUUACAACAGGAAAGGUUCUCACGCUCACCACCGCCCUCUCUGGCCAAGCACCUUGUGUUGCGGUGUGGUUUCACAACGGAAUGACUUUAAAUGACGGAGACGACUGUGGGCGUAUUCGCAUCGACAGCAACGACACCUCAACCACUUUGACCAUUCUUGGAGCAAAAUCGACCGACGCCGGGAAAUACCGGUUGGAAGUAGCAAGCCCAAGGGGUUCGGACGCUGCGACCGUGGUAGUUCAAGUCAACAUCUAAGACAACCCUCACCGAAUUGUAAAUAUUUGAACUAAUUGUACAGCGGAAAGUUUAGCAAAGGACCCUGCAUUGAACCUGCCAUGACUUACAUGAACACUAAUAGAAAACCGUAAGGUUGUGACAACAAUCUAUACUGUGAUAUAUAUAUGUACAGUACAAUCACUAUGUUGAUAUGUUCGACAAUGUGUCUUCAUUUGAAGACACAUAAUAUGACGAGGCUUUAUAUCCACAAAAGUUUCAUACAACUUGAUAUUGAACAUUUAUGAAUAAUUCUCUUAAAACUUCUUUGUACAAAUGCUUAACCAUGCAAGUUUAUUGAAAUUUCGUUUGACAUUUGCAUCAUAUCAUUGUUAAUAUCCUGUCAAUCUGGCCGCUAACUGUAAACCUGUUUACGACUUAUAUUUUUACUUUAAACAACUCAUUCUUGACAAGUACUUUACCAUUUAUUUUCUCUCUAUAACCUGACGCAGGAAAAACGAGCCAGUUUAUGAAUUUUAUUGUUGAUUGUGAAUUUGUCUUUUAUUAUUUUCCAAACGCUUUUAAAUAUUCUUCAUAUUUCUGACACUCCCCCUUCUGUUUGACGAGCCAUCUUCUUGACAUGUGAUCCCAUAGUGGACACAAACAUGCCUCCUUGAUAAUGAUAUGUUGACAAAACUGCAAUGUCAUUACUUCCAUUAUACCAAUGCCAGUGUCGUGAAGAUAGGUAACGUCGCUACCCCUCCAAGCUGAUGGGUGGCGAAGUAACCUUCCAUUCACGUGAUACUACUGAGCGAUUUCCCUUCGGUUCUGCCGAAAUAUUGGCAAAUGAAAACCCAUUAUAUGGGAAAACUAUUCUGUCUUCUCAAACAGAAGAACAGCAAUUCCUGUUAUAUUAAUAGCACUUGUGCUUUUAUUUCCCCCAAAACAAAAUAGGCCAAACAGAAUCUGAAAGUGUCAACAACUUUUACCGUUUAUUAACUACAACAGUGUUCGUAAUAUGUUUGUUUGUUUUCAAAAUCUUAUGUUUCUUCAAAUUUCUCAAAUCCCUUCAUUUCUCACGUGACUUUUAAACAUUAUUUAUGUCUUUUGACAAUAUUUGAUCAAUUAUCUUGUAAAUUCAACAUCAAUCAAUGUUGCCUUUUUGGCAUUUCUUUAAUUUCAUUUGUAAAUGCCACAUAUUCUGUCUUUUAUGGCACUAAUUUACCGCAUCUCUUGUUAAUUCGUAUAACGCCACAUAUUGCCAAGCGCAAUUUAUUUCAAAUUUACUUGCUUUAAAGCUAAAAGUUUGAGGUGACGCCUAGGGUUUUCCCGAUGUCGACUGUCGGCGCAGUUGCAGGACUAUUGGUCUGUCAUUCCCUCGCAAAUUAUGGCAGAACUCAAUACCAGCAACGGUAGCCUUUGCGAUCGGGAAGCCCGACUCAACAGUUUUAAUAGACGUGUACUGGGCGUGUUUCGUGUUUCACUUGUAACAAAUUCAACUUGAUGUUUCGUUUUCAAAACUAAAAUAUUGUAUGUUCACUUGUUCGCAUGAUCAAAUAAAACACUUUACAAAUAAAAA
Ciona intestinalis (vase tunicate) is the source of this 81876-nucleotide messenger RNA. The record is from RefSeq and is a predicted model, not a curated record. Lineage: Eukaryota; Metazoa; Chordata; Ascidiacea; Phlebobranchia; Cionidae.